CAGCCGGUGCUGGGAGACAAUUGGGGUUUGGGAGACAAGUGCUGAGAGGGCAAAGAGUCCCAUGGGAGAGUCCACACAGCGGGCACUGCGGGGGGCCCUGCGCUGUCGGGGUGCUGGGUGAGGAAGGGGCCCCUGAGGGAGCUGACAGGUGUCUGGAGAAACUCAUUUCGUUGUUAAAGGACUGUGUGCCCGGCUGGCACUAUCUGGCAAUGCCCCCCAGUGAGGGAGCCGGGGUGCCCCCUCUCACCCGGUGCUAGGUGCUGCCAACCUCCCGCUGGGAGAUCCUCCCUGAGCUACAGACUGGGCACCGACACCCACUGCCUGGGGACACUUACUGAUACACAGCGGGCACGGCACCUACCUGCUGACCAGGUGCGAGUGUCAAGCGGGAUCCUCGGUGCCCCUCAUCGUGUGCUGACAGCUCCCCGCACUGCGGACUGUGCCCGGAUAGCUGGCAGUGCCCGGUGGGAUAGUUGGCAGUGCCCAGGUAGCUGGCUGGAAGUCUUUGUGCCCAAGUUGUGGCUGGCAGUGUGUGUGCCCGGGUAGUUGGCUGUGAGGGGUUGGCAGUGCCCUCGGCGGGAUGCCCGGCAUGCAGUGACCGCGGGGAGAUGCUAGCAGCCCGGGUUCUUUUGCUGAUUGGCUGUUGCUGGCUCCUGCUGGUGCCGGUCCAGUGCUGCGGUCCUGGCCGGGGUCCGGUUGGCCGGCGCCGCCCCCCCACUCACCGGCUGCGGCCGCUCCACUACAAGCAGUUCGUGCCCAACGUGCCCGAGAAGACCCUGGGGGCCAGCGGCAAGAGCGAGAGCAAGAUCCGCCGGGGCUCGGACCGGUUCCGGGAACUAGUACCGAACUACAACCCGGACAUCAUCUUCAAGGAUGAGGAGAACACUGGGGCUGACCGGCUAAUGAGUGAGGUGGGUACUUACCUGUGCUACUAGUGUGACCCCAGCCCGGGUACUAUGUGCUGUGCUACUUACCUGUGCUACUAGUGUGACCCCAGCCCGGGUACUAUGUGCUGUGCUACUUACCUGUGCUACUAGUGUGACCCCAGCCCGGGUACUAUGUGCUGUGAUACCUACCUGUGCUACUAGUGUGACCCCAGCCCGGGUACUAUGUGCUGUGCUACCUACCUGUGCUACUAGUGUGACCCCAACCCGGGUACUAUGUGCUGUGAUACUUACCUGUGCUACUAGUGUGACCCCAGCCCGGGUACUAUGUGCUGUGAUACCUACCUGUGCUACUAGUGUGACCCCAGCCCGGGUACUAUGUGCUGUGAUACUUACCUGUGCUACUAGUGUGACCCCAGCCCGGGUACUAUGUGCUGUGAUACCUACCUGUGCUACUAGUGUGACCCCAACCCGGGUACUAUGUGCUGUGAUACUUACCUGUGCUACUAGUGUGACCCCAGCCCGGGUACUAUGUGCUGUGCUACCUACCUGUGCUACUAGUGUGACCCCAACCCGGGUACUAUGUGCUGUGAUACUUACCUGUGCUACUAGUGUGACCCCAGCCCGGGUACUAUGUGCUGUGAUACCUACCUGUGCUACUAGUGUGACCCCAGCCCGGGUACUAUGUGCUGUGCUACCUACCUGUGCUACUAGUGUGACCCCAGCCCGGGUACUAUGUGCUGUGCUACCUACCUGUGCUACUAGUGUGACCCCAGCCCGGGUACUAUGCGCUGUGAUACUUACCUGUGCUACUAGUGUGACCCCAGCCCGGGUACUAUGCGCUGUGCUACUUACCUGUGCUACUAGUGUGACCCCAGCCCGGGUACUAUGUGCUGUGCUACUUACCUGUGCUACUAGUGUGACCCCAGCCCGGGUACUAUGCGCUGUGCUACUUACCUGUGCUACUAGUGUGACCCCAAGCCCGGGUACUAUGCGCUGUGCUACUUACCUGUGCUACUAGUGUGACCCCAGCCCGGGUACUAUGUGCUGUGCUACUUACCUGUGCUACUAGUGUGACCCCAGCCCGGGUACUAUGUGCUGUGCUACUUACCUGUGCUACUAGUGUGACCCCAGCCCGGGUACUCUGUGCUGUGCUACUUACCUGUGCUACUAGUGUGACCCCAGCCCGGGUACUAUGUGCUGUGCUACUUACCUGGUCUGGGUAUUAUGAUGUGCUACUUACCUGUGCUACUAGUGUAACCCUCAGCUUGAGUCCUGUCUGCUGUGAAACGUACCUGUGCUGCUACAACUGUGGCCCCAGUCUAGGCAUUAUGUGAUGUGCUACCUGUGUUUCUAGUACCCGGGGUUGGUAAUGUGUGCUGCCUGUGAUACUUACGUGUGCUACUAGUGUGACCCCUACCUGGGUCCUAUGUGCCGCCUGUGAUACUUUCCUGUGCUACUGGUGUGACCCCAGCUAUGGUGUGCCAUUUUCGGUAUUUACAUGUGCUGCUAAUGUGUCCCCACGGUACUGCAGUUCACUAUUUAUAUGUGCUGCUAAUGUGGUCUUUUGAAUCCUGCUGUUUUCUAGACUGUACUUACAUGAGCUGGUAAGUGUUUGGUUCUCACCUGUGCUGUGAGUAUGCCACAGGAUUCUAUUUUGAUUGUUAUGGUUCUACUAAUGUGUUCUCCUGGGUUCUACAGGUCUGGUCAUUACUCGUGUUGCCACUGUGCAUAGCAGAGUACUGCCUUCCAGGAUUUACCUGUUUUACUAUUUUAGUCCAGAUGAACAUGUUGUUCAGUACUUACUUGAGCUAAAAAUGGGCAUCUUGGCUACAUGUUUAGUAAUAUGACAAUUAGAUGUACAGUACUGUAGCAUUAAGCUCAAAUUCAGGAAUUAAGAGUUUAAGAGUUUAAGAUGACCGUAGUGGUACUAUGGGUAAUUAAACAAGCAUCACUGAUUUUUUUUUUUUUUUUUUACUCAAAAGAUGAUAAAAUUAAUUUGCCAAUCAGGUUUGGUUGUAGCGUGAAACCAUAUUCAAUUAAUUAUUAGUUUACCAUUCAUUAAGAUUAUUGAAUGGCCAUUCAUUUUGCUUAUAUCACAAAAAAGUCCAUUGCCACUCAGCCAACAGCCAGCCCCAUUGAAGUAUUUCUUAUUCCUUACCAGUAUUGUAUUUAUCAGUUAUAAAGGUCCAACCUGUUAUGACUCAUUAUUUAACGAGGUUAUUGAGCACACAAAAAUGUGACAUAUGUAUAGAAUGGGAGUUGAAUUCUAAUCCAUAUAGCUCAUAGACAAUAGGGAACCAUAUCAACAUUGCGUAACUUGAAUACAAUUGACCUAUUUCUGAUAACAUGGGAGCCAAGCUAUAGGUAAGUCACAUAUAUCAGUGUGUAGUUUGUACAAUCAAGCUAUUUGAAUGUUUACUUUGUGUGUAGUGUAAUCUAUCUUUGCAAUAUUUCACUUACUCUCAAAGAGUUAAAUUAAAAUAAGAGUGCACAUUGGCCAUUGCUAGCCAAUCACUUAUAUCUCUUCAACAUAAAAUAUACCCUUGAUACUUAAUAUGUUUGUGAUCUACACCAACCAUGAUGCUAAGCCAACCUCAGAUGGGCUGGGCAUUAUAUGAUUUGAAAGGAGUUCACAAACAUCUGUAUGUUAAUACUGAGAAUCACUAACAUGAUAUUUCUUCUAUAUCCUGGUUUACUAAAUCUUGGAGACUUGAUUUAAAGAACCUUUAAGAAUGAACUGUAAAUAAAGACAUAUAUCCGCAGAAAAUCUCCUUCUCACCUCACCCUCCCCUCAAAAAAUAUUUCUGUUUUCCACAGGUAAAUUAUUUACUUUGAAUAACAAUUCGAGUUGUAAAACAAUUUGACAAGACUAAUAAUAGUAAAUGUUUCUAAUUGGACAAUAAGUCUUCCAAAAAGACUUAAAAAAAGUUUUUUUUUAUGUUUUAGAGUUUUUCAAUAUGUUGUGUUGUACUUUUUUAAUUUCUUUCUCAAAAUAUUUUAGUGAAUGAAAAUGGUUAAAAAAUGAAAAGAAUGAAGUUCUAUUAAAACCAUCACAGAUGCAGGAAGUUUUGGGGUGAGAAUGGGUAUACUGAAGAUGUGGCUUAUUUUACUCCUGAAAUAUACAUUAUUUUUGGAUAUUCAACAAAUAACUCCUUGCCUGACACUUCAGAAAACUCUGCUCAGUAUCCUGUACAUUAUUUGUAAAGCACCGACAAAUUUUGUAGCGCUGUACAGCAAAAUACCAGAACUGAAGGUUUAUAUCGGUCAUAAUUAAAAUAGCUUUUUUUUUUAUCACCUUUGUAUGAGAUUUUGUUCUUCUAGAUCAGUAUUAUAUAAACAGAGUUUUCAUGAUUUUAGGAUACAUUAUCUGAUGUCCAAAAAAUGUCCAUCCCGGCCAUAUUUAAAAGUUGCUUGUUAAUCACCACAAUUCUGUUUUGUAAAUAGAUCCUGCAUUGAGUGUAGUGUGACAUGGAUUCGAUUACAGACCUUUCCCCCCUGUACUACAGGUUACACAGAAACCAGUGUUACAGCAUAUUGGAAAUGUGCUCCCCUUUAACAUAUGACAGUCAUUUUAUUUUGUAAUCCGCUCUGUGCAGUGAGUAGGCAUUUAUGAUUUAUUUUUUUUUAAGAUUCGGAAUUGACAAUAUCACCAGAUUCACAAAAUAUUUAUUUUAGAAAGGUUUGUUUCCAAAAUUUAAAAAGCCAGCUGAUAUGCCAUAUAGCAAGAGUGGUUUAUUUAAAAUUAGCAGCUAGCUAUGAUAGUGAAAACUCCGUAAUAAUCUAUAAAUCACACUUUAUCUAGUUCCUGUUUUCUGACUGCAGAUCUGCAGAGUUGUGCAAUUAAUUUCAAUUCUUUUGUCAUUUGUGUCAGUGAAAAGGCAUUUUGAAUACCUUCUAUUGAAGCUCUCAUGUAAUAACUGUCACAUUUUAAGGAUUAUUUGGAAGUGCUAAACAAAGAGCUGUUAGUUCUUACUGUGGCUAUUCCAGACAGAAGGCUCAGUGAGUAGGGCAAGGGUUAAAUCUGGAGCACUAGGAAUUUUAGGCUAUGUGUAUGCGAUUUAGGUACUCUACUCAACUGUCACAAUUGCUGCUACAUACAUAUGGACAGGAAUGGGCACCUUUAUUGAGAACAUACAGUGUAAUAGACAUAUCCGUAAACAACCAUCUGUAAACAACCUGUUUUAUCUUAGGAUCUAGGGAAGGUUCACCAGACGGGUCUAUAUAACAUAUCACUACUAUCUGAUGUUGAUGGCUGGUGCAGGGCUUCAAAGGUGUACUCCGUGCUGUGACGUUGGGACAUAUUUGCUUUUAUCGUAUAUAGGUACAAGUGUAUUACUGUGUUGCUUGCUGACUUAUAUGGCAUAAAGACUGUUCCUUAAAGGAACUCCGCAGGCACCCAGACCUCUUAAUCUCAAAGAAGUGAUCUGGGUGCCAUGUCCAUGUUCACUCUGUUAUGUUAUACAUUUCUGUUCUGCAGAAACUGCAAUGUUUACUAGAGAUGUCGCGAACCGUCCGCGAACUUCCCACGAACGGUUCGCCACGAACCGUUCGUGGCAAACUCCGGUCAGCUGACACAUCCCGGCCAAUCUCCAGCAGACCCUCCCUCCCAGACCCUCCUACUUCCUGGACAGCAUCCAUGUUGAAAGCAGCUUUAACAUGGAUGCUGUCCAGGAGGUGGGAGGGUCUGGGAGGGAGGGUCUGCCGGAGAUUGGCAGGGAUGUGUCAGCUGACCGGAGUUCCCCACGAACGGUUCGCUGCGAACCGUUCGCGGGAAGUUCGCGGACGGUUUGCGACAUCUCUAAUGUUUACAUUGCAGGGUUUAAAUGCCUCUAGUGGCUGCCACACUGUCUGCCACUAGAGACUCUUCCAUCCAAAUAGCCAAAUGAAACUUAGCUAAUUUAAUCAGAUGGUCUGAUAGAGACCAUCUGAUUUGCACAGAGAGACAUUUUGCCGCACAUGCACACUGCCCUUUCAAUGCUUUUUUUAUAGGUAAAAAUUGGAUAGGCUGAGAUCAUCAAUCUUGAUAAUCUCAGCCAUAGAUGGCAGAACGGAGGCAAGCAGUGCUGGAUAAAAAUGAAGUAAAAAUGCUUUUUUUUCUUUCACAAAAACUAUGUGUUUUCUUUCACUUUUUCUUUACUCUAGGAUGAAUUUCACACUAACCUCAUAUCAUUAGCUAGUAAUAGGUAUAUAUUAACACUAAACUAAUAUUAUUUUAAUUUAUAUAUUAAAUAUAUUGUGUUUGUAUGUCAGUCUGUCUACCUAUCUUUCUGCCUGUCUGUUUGUUUAGAAAUUACACCUUCUGCUUCCAAAAGUUUACUUGGAGGAUGUAAAACAAAGCUUAAUGUAAAAUAGUGUUGGUAAAAAUAUAAUCCUUAGUGCACAGGUGAUUCUAUUGUUUACUCAUGUAGUUCAGACCACUGUUAAGCCCAUGGCUAUGACUCGUGCAUAAAAGUGUUUUCAGACUUGGAGGGAUAUUUCACCCCUAGUGCUUUCCACAGAUUCAAGACUUGGCACACUCUGUACACCAUCCUUGGUGUUCUAUAAUGAAUACCAAAUCUUAUGAUAAUACCUAUACGAUUUGGCUACACAGAUUUUUAUUACUGCAGUCAACAAUAUGAGUGGAGGCUAGUCCAUAGGGGCAGGUGGGACAGCGCCCCCACCCCAGUGUUUGUUACAAUUAAAUAAAAUCCUAUCCAUGCUUGUGGUAAAACUUAAUGGGAAAUGUGCCACGAUUAGUUAAGAGGUGUAGUCCCUCCUUUUUUGAUGGCUGGAGAUGAGCCUGAAAGGCAAAGAAAGUAAUCAUGUUAAGAUGUUGGUUUGAUCGGACAAACUGACAUCACCCAUUGGCUUUUCAUUAGGUCAUCAGAUCCUGAAAAGCCCUAAAAGAAAGGCUUGCUUAUCGUCCUGUGUUCAUUGGGUAACAACAUUGGGGCAGAGUCAGACUGCCUUAAAGUGGUGGCUGUUUUCCAAAUACGUGUAAGGCAUCUAUAAGUAUAUGGUGUUAAACAGGGCAUGUUGUCAGAGGUUGUGCUGUACUGGGGUGGAAUAAGACCCUAUCAAGACAGGGCGUGGAAUUGAUCAGAUCAGAGGCAGUGGCAGCAGCUGCAGACUUGAAUACAAGUAAGAUUUUACUAUAUUUAGGGAGACAACAGGGGGGCUAGAUGGUGGUUUUAACACUAUAGGGUCAGGAAUGCAUGUUUGUGUUCCUGACCCUAUAGUGUUCCUGUAGAAUUGGAAACCUAAAUCCUGUCUGUAUACAUUCGGUAUGAAAUAUUCUUCUAUCGUUGGUUAAUAGAUUUGAUAUUGAGGAUAACUGUAAUUUGCAAUGAAUACAGACAGCACUGAAGAUUGUAAUCCUGUGUGCGCAAUCUGUGGCUCUUCAACCAUUAGUGAGCAGAGAGCCUAUUAAAUUCAGCCACCCUAUUGCAUGUAUGUGAUUGGAUACUAAAAUGGCCCCUUAACUACUCUAUAAUUACACCAAAAACGUUGGUGGCUCAUUCUUGUCUUUAUUAAGGAGAAGUAUUUAUAACUGAAAUUUCACAUUUCCAUUCAAAGUAAUGGACAAGUAAUAGACAAAAACAAUUAUGCGAUUUGACCAAAGGUUAUCCGAUCUCUUGGUAUAGUAACAAUCCCUGGAUGUUGGGCUAAGGUAACAUCCCCAGGACGUACUUGAAAACCAGAGUAAUCUGAAUGUGCCUUUCCUGGUUGUUAUUAUUAUUAUUAUUAUUAUUAUAUGGGGCACACAGGUAGCCUAGAACCCAUGCUACUAAAAGAGAUGAAUUUCCUUCAUUAUACACUGGGUUAGUUAGCUUGGGAGGAGGUAUAUACUGCCCCCACUUUAACUAUGUAAAGGAAGUAUCUGUUACCCCUAGUGGCACUUGUUGCAUAACACACAUAAAAGUGAAAAACAAUUAUGAAAUGUAAAAUGUGUAUUGCCCAUCCCACACUUUACAAGCUCUGUCUAAACGAGAAAAACCUCUCCGGAACGCAACAUCACACUCUCUACUAAUGACAUUCACACAUUUAAAGACAUUUAUUAGGAAACUGGAUGAUAACAAUCUCAUUAUUAUUGAAACAAUGUUUGCAAAGAAACAAAAUUAGUUAAUAUUACUCCUUGUUCUUUUGGAAAGCCUGGCAGCUAGUUGGUACUCUAGAUAACUUCCUUUUGUUUCCUCCAAGGCCUCAUCAGCCCCACACAUGUCUACUAGAAUGUUAACCCUUCCAUAUAAUCUGGCUAUAAGACCUUCAUAGUCUUAGGGUGUUCAUGGAUAUAAUAUUUUCUUUGAAUCUUUGCUACCAGUCUCUAUUUUGUCCAUUUUGUUUCACUUGAAAAAAUCAUGCUCGCUAUCUUGACCUAAUCUAGUUAAACAAUGUAUAAUAAUUGUCCUUAAUUUAGCCUUCUACCUUGGCAAUGUGAUUUCUAUGUGCUACUGUUUUCCCCAAUGAAUAGUUAUGAUAAAUAAAACAUUCUUUUCAUCUUUCCCCUGUGGUUCUAUCAUGCAUUUCCAUUUCAUUCUUGGUUAUUUCCACAAGGUUCCUUUUUCUUGUAAAUUAUUUUGAAUGUGGGUACAUUUUCAUGGAAGUCACUUAAAUCCUGAAAAAAAUCUCUACACCAGGCCACCCAUUUUUACACGCACACAUAUAGGUCGUAUAUCUAUAGUUCUUUCACCCUCCCUUUACUGUACCUCCAAGCUUCUUGUUUAAAUAGGAUCAUGGUUUUCCGUUAUCCUCUCGGGAAUGUGUGAGUCACGUCACUAGUGAACGGCGCUGGGUGGCGUGUGUAAUCCCCAGCCCCACCGUGACCAGGAAAUCCGCUCAAGGUAUGAGGCAUCAAGUAUUUAUAGUCGUGGUAUAAGGCAGUAACCUGCACCCAUAUAAUAAUGCCUUUCUCCUGGCAGAUGUUUCCAAAGUGAAGGGACUUACUUAACCCUUAAUCGGCAGCAAUCAAGCGUAUAUUAAAAUACACUGUGUCCUGAAUUGAACUCUAGUUCCGCUUUGUUAGAUGCCAAAGCCAAACAAACAAAUCAAUAAAACAAAAUGUAGUCUGUAGAAUAUAAGGACAAGCUUGAAGGAUGAACCAAGUGCUUUGAAAGGUAUGUAAUACUUGUGGCCAAAUGUAUGUUUAGAAACAAAUGGUAGUCUUGCUUAAAAUUUAUGAAAAUUCCUGGAGCCUGCUCUUAAAAUGUAGGCACUUUAGCCUCUUAGAAUUCAUAAACUUUUGGAUUAACUAUGUGAGUGCCAGAAUUCACACACAAUAACAGAAAUGCCUUACUGUACAAUAAUUACAUAGGAUGUCAUGUACUAUACAAUAGUGCACUAGAUGUGGACAGGAACGAGGUUAAAGGAGCUUAAUAAGCAAUUGUUUUAUAAAUAGAGAAUUAUCUUAUUGAUUGGAUAUAAUGUAUUAGAGCCCGCAAUCAAUGCACGUUUCUGCUACUAGACCUUGUAAAUACAUUUACUUUUAUAUUCACAGUGCGAAGGUCAGUGAUAUCAUAGAUGAAAGUAUUUCUAAAAAAAGACAUCCGUUAAAUCUUUAUAACAUUUUAAAUUUUUAAUGGAUGAAAACAAAAUGGGAUAAAUGAUCCUGCAACUUAAUUAUCAUCAUGUGUUAAAAAUCCGUGUAUAUGAAGACGACCAUUUUGCCCCAUGGCAAUUAUCUUUGGAGAGUGUGCUCAUAAAUAUUUCAUGACUUUGUGGAUAAAGGACUCUGGAUUGACCAGAUUUCCACCAGAAUCUCCAUAUUUGCCAGCCAAUUGCUAGGCCUCUAGGGCAGCAUGUUAAUCUCCAUGAUGUUCAUUCCAUUCCCAGCGACACAUCUGUAUUUUUUAGUGGUCUGGACCUAUUUUGGGUUGUCCUACUAAUCUUUAGUAGAUUGCUACUUUGUCCUCAGAAUCACACCUUUGUAGCUCCAAUAGAGUAAGGUAGAAUAGAAUCCCAGUGUCAGUUUUCCUGGAAGAUGACUAUACUUGUAGUGGGUUGGCAUAAUAAUUAACUGUGGGAUUACACAACGGUAGGUAGUAGGCAUACUAUAAGCAAACAAACUUGUAUUCCUUACAGCAGAGGUUCCCAAUUAUUUUUUCCCGUAGAACCCUUUGACACAGUGUAUCAAGAUCGUGAAAACCCCCUAUCCCCCCACCCACUCCUCCACCCAAAAAAUUAUUUGGUGCCAUAGCGUAAAUCUUUUAAUUAGCAGAGCAUAAUGUUUCUACUAAUUUCUACAGAUCAUAAACAGAUUGUAGUACUUAGUCUCAGGUGUGCUUCUGUGUGUAGAGUUGGUGUUUGUGUAUAAUUUUGGCAUUUUAAUACAGGGAUAUGUUUGUAUGUAAUGUUUGCAUUUGCGUGCAGAGAUGUGUUUGGAUGUAGUGUUGGAUUUUUAAAUGCGGAUGUACAUUUGUGUGUAGUAUUGGUGUUUGAGUGCUUGUAUAUCAUUUUAGCGUUAGAGUUCAGGGGUGUCUUUGUAUGUCAUGUUUGUGUUUGCAGGAGUGUGUGUUGUGUUGAUUUUUGAUUGCUGGGAUAUAUGUACAUGUACUGCUCCAUACUUACGCAUAUACAUACACAUUAACAAACAGAAACACACCGACACAUACACAGUCAUAUACACACUAACACAUACACACACACUGACACAAAUACACACACUGGCACAUACAAACAAAGAUGCACACACCUUAACACAGAUACACACACUGGCAAAAUACACACACUGACAGAUACACUGGCACACAGAUAACACACACCUUGACACACAGAUACACACUGGCACAUACACACACACUGAUACACAGAUACACACAUUGGCACAUACACACACACAGAUACACACUGACACACAGAUAAACACACUGGCACAUGCACACACUGACAAACACUGACACACAGAUACACAUACUGACAGAUACACACACCUUGGCACACAGAUACACACACUGGCACAAUUAUUAUUAAUGUAUUAUUGAUAUAGCGCCAGCAAACUCCGUAACACUGUACAAUGGAGUAACAGACACGUAAUUGUAACCAGCAGGAACAGAGGGGUGAGGGCCCUGCUCAAUGAGCUUACAUGCUAGAGGCAGUGAUACACAUAUUGGCACAUUGGCACACACACUCACACUGACAGAUACACUGACACAUACACAAACACACACACACACACACACACACACACACAAAUACAAUGACACACAGAUAUACACUGACAGAUACAUUGACACAUAGAUACACACACAGUGACACAUACACACAUCAUGAUACAGACACAGAAACGCAUGCAUACACACUCAGAUACACAUACUGACCGAUACACACACCUUGGCACUCAUAUACACAUACUGGCAACUACACACAAAGAUACACACACACACACUGGCACAAUGAUACACACAUUGGCACAUAUACACACACACACUGACAGAUACACUGACACAUACACACACACACACACACACUGACAGAUACACUGACACAUACAAACACACACACACACACACACACACACACACAAAUACAAUGACACACAGAUAUACACUGACAGAUACAUUGACACAUAGAAACACACACAGUGACACAUACACACAUCAUGAUACAGACACAGAAACGCACAUGUACACACUCAGAUACACUUACUGACCGAUACACACACACCUUGGCACACAGAUACACACACACAUACACUGGUACAAUGAUACACACAUUGGCACAUCUACACACACACUGAGAGAUACACUGAAACAUACACACGCACACACACACUGACAUAUACAUUGACACAUACACACAGACACAGACACAUAGAUAACACACACAGACACACACAUUGACAUACACAGAUAUACACGUUGACACACAUAUACACACUGGCAGAUACGCAUUGAAAUACAGAUGUACACGCACAUAGACACACACACCUUUAGUGCUGCUGGCUGAGGUUGGUGUGCUGCUCAGUCCCUGCUGCGCCCUCUCUUCCUCCAGCUGGCAUGCUUUGUCUAUGAGGAAGUGCUGUCACUUCCUCCCAGCAUCCCAUACUACAGGGGCUCGGUCGCUGUCUUAGAUGGCCGCGGCACCUAAGCAGACCCCUGUUUAGUGAUACCCAUCGGGUGGCCCUAAAUGCUUGGGCCACCCAAUGGGCAAAUCGCCUUGGAAACCCAAUUUUGUUUUCACAGAACCCUAGUAUUCCAUGGAACACCAAUUGGGAAAUGCUGCCUUACACUAUAGUUCCCUCGCACACUCCCCUAGCAAGUCACCUAGCAAGCAGGAAGUGCCUCUAGUGACUGUCUGACAACCACUAGAGGCAGUCUUAGUCCUGCACUGUGGGGCAAUGCAGGCACUGUAGCAAAUGAUGGGAUAAAUGUGCCACUUUGUGAAGUUGGAUUAUGCAUGGCACUGGCAGUUUCAUUUGGUUAUGUGUUCAGUGGUGCGAUAAUGGGGCCCCAAUGCAGUUUUACUAUGGGGGGCUGCAAUAUCUGGAUCCCUAUAUAGUAAUAGGAUCCCUAUAUAGUAAUAGGAGUCAUGCUGUACCACCUUCUGUGUCUGGUUCAAUAUAUAAUUAUACGAAUCAUGCUGUACCACUGUCUUUGUCUAGAUCAAUAUCAUGGGAGGACACAAUUUUCUGUCCUUACCUCAUGCACAAAAGGAGCUUACUACGGCUCUCCUGGAUAAACAAAGUGACUUAACUCCUAACUGGCAGAGACUUGAGCAGAGAGACUGCAGGGGCAUAUGAUCUAUACACCAUAACUGCUUCAUUAAACUAAAGUUGUUUUGGUGCCUAUAGUGUCCCUUUAAUGCUUUGUACCCCAUAACAACUACAGGGAUUAAACCGUUUAAUGGUUUAAAGGAUUUCUCCAACCCUUUUUUGUACAAUAUAGAAUAUGCCCUAUCGGCAUUAUUUUAUCUGUUUCCCCCAAUGUAAAUGCUCAAAGAGCGUUUUAAGAGAAGAUUUACUUGCCUCAAUCCAGUUCUGGGAAAAGCUCCUCGGCACACCCCUGUGUGAUGGCAUGGGAGCAAAGCCGAGGUCCAAUCAAAGGCUUACCAUGGAGUCUUUCAUUGGAGGAUUUAAAGGGCUCAGUGUGCAUGUGCACACUCUGAGCUCACAAUGGGAGGGGAAAGGGAGGGAACAGAGCCAGAGGGAGGGCAGGCAAUUACAGAUGGGAUAGUGCGGUAGGAGGGCUUCCAUCGGUGUCUGUGAGAGGGAGGGAACACAACAGCUUCUCUCUUGCAGGUCAUUUCUGAAAGGGAGAAGCCGUUAUGUCUGUUGGCAACGUGCAGUGCAAGCUGGCAACAGACGUAAAGGGAGCACCGAAUUGACAUUGUAAACAGAGUUCUGGGCUGCCUAUGACACAUGUGCUGGGGGUUAAACUAUCCCCCAGCACACAAUCAAAUAUCUCUGGAUGUGCAGUGUUUCAAUUUGAGACACUGCAAAUCGAGGCUCCUACCACCAUGACCACUUCAAAAAGCAGAAGUUGUCAUGGUACUUUAAAUUACUUGUAACUUUCACGUUGGUCCUCCAGAGCACUAGAUGUCUACCUCUCAGCGUCCUUUCGACUAGGCAGUGCAGUCUAAUAAAGAGGUUGCCAGACUUCUGCUGAUAGGAUGAGAGUAUCAGAUCAGACCCAGAUCAGAACAGGCACACCAAAUCCAUGGCAGAGAGCGAUGUGAAGGUCCAAAAUAAGAAAAAAUAAAAUGGUAUUGAUGAAAUAUCUGGCAAUAUGGUAUUUUGCACCGAAAACCUGCAGUGUGUAGGAUAGAUUUAGCAUGAAAAUAAAAAUGCCUAUAAUAUUUUGCAAAGUCUAUUUACAAUUUAGCCUCUGUUGGAUUCCAUCUCUUGCUAUUCAUGUGUGUGUGUGUUCAGGGAGUCAAGAGAAUUAUGACUGAUCAUCCUAGUGUUGGACAAUGAGGUAGCAGACAAAACUAUGCUCUGUGCUCUUUUGUAUAGUCAAAUGGUCUCUAAGGGAUCAGUAUGUCAAGAAUAGCAGUAAAUAAGUAGAACAAUCCAUACUAGAUUUGGAUUGGUCAGACCAAGAAUCUGAAGAUGGCAUUAACAUUCAUUAAAGGAACACUCCAAUCACCAUAACCACUAACAUUCUCAGCCAGGGGAGCUAACGGAAACUCCUGCUUAAGAAUUUCAGCUCUCCGAUGGUAAUAGUGGUAAAAACUUAAUACAUUAAAAAAUGGUUUGACUACUUACUGUGGCGGUGUGUUACAGCACUUCUGGCCCCAAGCAAGCUGUAGUGGUUAUGAUGCUUGGAGUGUAUCUUUAAUAGGUUAAUAAUGCAAUAGGACUUCUCAAUUUUUUUGCAACUAUUGCUCAUUUCUUUUCAUCCAAGGGGAUUCUUCAUUAAACAGUGACUUUGAAGUUAAUGUAUAAUAGCCCUCCAGACAGUCUAGUACUGCUCACGUAGAUGGCAAUUUUAACUUGAAUUUUGUAAGCCACCUCCUCAAAACUCGCAUUUUAUAGUUAAACUGACAGAUCAUUUGACAUAGGGAGUAGGUAGUUGCAUUUUCUACUUAACACAGAACAGUGUUAAAAGAUAAAAAAAAAAAAAAAGACCAAUCUUAUCUGCCCAUAUCCUAAUUAAAAAUAUCAGCCUUAAUUCUUGAUUUUCUUUUGUACUUAGUACAGUGUUUAUGGCAUUCCUAAGUUUCCGGAAAUCCACUAAUAUCUAAACAGUCACCGUCUAUCCCUAAAAUAUUAGUUCCUCUACAUUUACCACAAUGCGACAUCAAAGCAUGGCCUGUUAAUCUACCCAUUGUCCAAUGUUAAGGUUACACAUUUGCUUUUCUGUGCGGUUUUUAGAAACUUUUUUGUAAAAAAUGUUACUUAUUAAAAUCUGAAGCUAAUAUUCACAACAAAUAUGGACAAGAACCAUCCAAUUUAAAGAAACAAAAGUACAAAAAAUAAAAAUCUACAACAACUUUAAACAGGGGCCCAAUAUCUAUAUCCAUAUAUUUUAAUUAACCCUCAAUAAAAGAAAGCAAAGACAUGCAAGUGGCAUUCCUAUAACUAUUAUGAAGUAAUUAUCAGCUUGCUCACCCCCAGUCUUUCACCCAACCUGCAAGGGUUAAUAAUAUGAGUAUCUUUAUCUUGCGUUACACAAUGUGUAAGGGUUGCGGACUUACAGGGACACUAUAGUCACCAGAACUACAGCUUAAAGGAUCACUAUAGUGUCAGGAAAACAAAGCGGUUUUCCUGACACUAUAGUGCACUGAGGGUGCCCCCACCCUCAGGGUCCCCCUCCCGUGGCGCUGAAGGGGUUAAAAACCCCUUCAGCAGCUUACCUUAAUCCAGCUCUGGGCUCCCUCAGCGCUAGUGACCUCUCCUCCCCCGCCGACAUCAGCUCCCUCUGCCGAUGUCAGCUGAGCUGAAUGCGCGACAAGCGCCGCGCGCGCAUUCAAGCUGUCAAUAGGAAAGCAUUUCUCAGUGCUUUCCUAUGAACGCUCUGCGCAAUGGAGGCAUAAUAUGCCUCCAGCAUCGCAGAUGCACCUCUAGUGGCUGUCCGGAAGAAAGCCACUAGAGGCUGGCUUAACCCUGCAAUGUAAACAUAGCAAUUUCUCUGAAACUGCAAUGUAAACAUAGCAGUUUCUCUGAAACUGCUAUGUUUGCAUCUGCAGGAUUAAAACCUGAGGGACCUGGCACCCAGACCACUUCAUUGAGCUGAAGUGGUCUGGGGGACUAUAGUGUCCCUUUAAUGUAGUUGUUCUGGUGAGCAUAGUCGGUCCCUGCAGGCUUUUUGCUGUAAACACUGUCUUUUCAGAGAAAACACAGUGUUUACAUUGCUCCCUCGGGACACGUACAGUGGCCACUCCUGAGAUGGCUACUAGAGGUGUUUCCUCUGUCAGUAUCUCCACCCUCUACAUGGAGAUACUGAACUUACUUCAUAGAGAUGCAUUGAUUCAAUGCAUCUCUAUGAGGAGAUGCUGAUUGGCAAGGGCAGUGUUUGGCUUCGCCCAAGCAUCCGCCUCCUUGGCUGAGAUCAUCAGAAUUGCCCAUCUCAGGCAAUUCAAUGUGAUUGGAUGAAAUCAUCACUUCUGAUGAUGUUAGCCACGGAGGCAGAUCAGGGGCAGAGCCAGCAGCAGCAGACUAGAAUAAAAGUAAGAUGUCACUAUAAUUAAGGGGCUAGGGGGGGACAGGUAGUAUUUUUAACACUAUAGGGUCAGGAAUACAUGUUUGUGUUCCUGACCCUAUAGUGUUCCUUUAAUACGAUUAACAUUGCCCUCUUUAGUAUUGUAUAGUAUUGUCAUUCUACUACAGAGACAUUUGUAAGGACACAUUUUGAGUAGAUGUCCACACAUUUGCAGGCGAUUUUGGCAGUUUAGUAUAUUCAAUAUGUAAACUUGCUUGAAGUUGCCACACGUUUUAAGUCCCUUUAGCAUCCUUUAUUUUUGUAAAGCCUUAGAGGUUUUAUCCUGAAUUGAGUACAAACAAGAUUACAAGUGGUUGCUAUAAGGAAAAUGUUUUGCUGUGCUAAUAUGCCCAUCUGUAGAAUCCGGAAAACCUAAUUUUCCUCUAUGGAAAUCCCAUAGAGCCUCUUGCACAUCAUCCAAAAAAUACAGGUAGUCUAAGUUUCACAUUCAUACUGUCAGUGAGGGUCUUCGUUCAUUGGCUGAGAGGGGUGUGGUGCACUAGGGCACCAUUGUAAAGUGCACUCUAAAAGAUGUAUGCUGUAGAUUACAAAACCUAUAUAUACAUAUAUACAUAUAUAAAAAUGCAAUAAUCCCCUGCGCUUGAAAAUUUUUCCAAUACCGGGCGCAUCACCCUUUGUUGUCUUGUUGUCUUUUUGACCCUGAGGAAGGUCCCGAGCGGAGACCGAAACGUUGGUCGUUAUUUUUAAUACUACUUAAUACAUUUUCAUUUUAAAGUCUUGAGAGCAGCCUGCCUUGUUGGAUUCUUUAUAUAUAUAUAUAUAUAUAUAUAUAUAUAUAUAUAUAUAUAUAUACCACUACUUUUUCGGCAGCAUCAAUGGCUAUAGUGCCAAAAACAAACCCAAAUCAAAAAACCUACCUGAACACUUUCCCAGAUCACUAUGUUUAUUUAAAUAAUGUAAGUGUAAGUUUACCUGCCAACAUCAAGGCAAACCUCGCAGGUCAGAUUUGGGAUUUGGGAUAGUGUACCAGUGACUUUUUCAGCUUUUUGUUUUGUGUUUUGUUCCAGUGUUCUUUUGAGAUGUUACAUGUUCUUUUGAAAUGGACAUGGUGGUAGAAUAUGUAUUAACAGAUACACUGUGUAUAUGCCCCACACCUAUGGUAAGGUAUAUUAGUAGUAUCAUGUAUCAUUCUCUGCCAGUGUGUAGCAAAUCUGUUAAUCUGCCAAAAAGAGAGAUGGGGCUGAAUUAUUUAGUUUUUAUAUGUAUAUCUAGCAAUUUUGACAGCAGAGUGCAUUGCUUGGCUUCUCUACUCUUGGAACUAGACCAAAAAACAAACAAGAAAACAGGCAAUAGAAAACAGGCAAAAAUUAUUCUUAUUAACAGAAAAACAAAAUAGUCAAAAUGCAUUUAUGUAAAAAAAUAUUGUCUAUGAGCCAUCUUAGAAGGUUGCACAUUCAAGGGCUUGGUGAAAGUUUUAGAAUUUAUGAAAUAUAGAAAUACAUCUAGCCUGGUUUAUUUAAAAUAAAAUAAUCAGAAAUGUUUGGUAAUAGCUUUUAGCAGUAAAGAUUUAUAUUUCCAAUAUGUGUCACUGCUACCAAACUGGUAGUAGUGGUGACACAUAUUUUAUUAAGUUACAACUACAUGUCUGUUCGUCCACCCAUUGUAAAGCGCUGCGGAAUUUGAUGGCGCUAUAUAAAUAAUAACAUAAUAAUAAUAAGUACAGGGUGGGCUGUGAUGUUGCUCAGUUUGACAAGAGUGUUCUGCUCUGUGGGGUGAGUUCCUAGGCACUUCAAACAUAUUACAUGACAGAUGCUGUCAUAUUUCUCCUGGCAUCCAUGAUUAGAUCCUGGAUCUUGAUUUACUAGGAUUCCACAUCACCGUCGUACUUGUGCGUGUUCAAGGGUAGAACACAGAUAUCCAUGAAGGAUUCCAUAAGACUCUUUUUGCAAAAACUUGACAGUGGAAGCUGUGCUGUUACCUUUUAGACUUGACCAUAACAAUAUAGUUCCUAAUUUACCUUAUGAUAUUGUUUCAUUGCUUUGGAAUUUCAAUGAAAUUCCAGCGCAGUCAAAAUUAGUAUGUCAUAAAGAUUUUAUCUUCACGAAAUGCUCAGAGGUGGCACAGCUGCUUUAACAACUGCAGAUAUUUUUGCAUCUGCAGCAGACCUUUUUUUUUUCUUUUUUCUUUUUAAUUUCUUGUUAAAGGAAAAAUGCAUUUAUUUGUUUUAAUCGUGUACGUUCAUGUUAUAAUUCCUAGGCUUGUGCAAUAUUAGUGAGCUAGCAGUCUCUUUGAACUUUUCCUCUGAUCUGUAUAAAACCUGUUGCUUGGCUUAAUGUUUAACAUCUCGCAGUUUAUGUAUGUGUUUGCAUCAAAUCAAAAGGGUAAUAACAGCAGGCACAUGACUUACUAGAAGUCAUGCCAUCAUACAUGUUUCUUGUGAAAAUACAUGUUUCUUGUAAAAUGUAAUAUAAAGUAAAAGAAACUUGCAUUUUGCAAAAGAGUCAGCACAUUCAGUUUUAAGUGUAGUUCGCUUUAAUUGCUAUGGGUUUAAAGCAACGCUAAAGGCACGCAGACGACUUCAUCUCAAUGAAGUAGUCUUGGUGCCAUGUUCCCGUUGUUUCAACCGUCCCGCUGAAUGGCAAUGGUUUCAUUGCUGGGUUAAUCUGCCUCAAGUAGCUGUCAUUCUUACAGACACUAGAGGGGUUUCUCUGGAAUAGUGAAGUAAGACUCCAUUAUUUAUAUCACAUGGUCUCAGAUACCAUCAGAUUGGUGUAGCGUGUCAUUUAGCCGCACAUGUACGUUAACCCUCUGCAAUGCUUCCCUACGUGGAAGCAUUGGAUUCGCCGAGAUCAUCAAUCUUGAUGAUCUCAGCCAAAGAGUUGGAGCUGCAUACCAGAGACCAGCGCUGCAUGAGGGAAGAGUUACGUAAAAUCACCUUUUUAACCCUGACAGCGGGGGUCCAGUAACCUAAAUGGUGGCUAGUGCUUUAUAGUUUUAGGGAUAAAAAUGUUGUAUUCCUAAUGCAAUGGUGUUCCUUUACAUAUGGAACUACUGGUUUCCCCCCCUCCACCACCACCACCAUUUUUUCUCCAACUGUUGUUCUAAGACUCUUAAUUCUGUAAAAGCACUAAAACAGAUGGGUUUAUUGAAAUGACUGCAUCCCCUGCUCCUGCCAGCCAGCCAGCCAGCCAGCCAGCAAGGGUAAUAUGCUAAAGUUGAUAUUCUGGGGAAGAUUCUUUACUUCACAUUUGGUCAUUUCACAUUAAAGUCACACGUCACUUCUCCAUACCUUUCUAUUCUUCCUAAAGCAUUUUCUUUUCUUUCUUUUUUUCUUUUUUCCCCAAGAACCCAUCUUACAUUCUUCUUAACUGAAUGGAAUGGCAAUUAUUUCAAGGAUUUUGAAGUGUUAUUUAUUUUUUUCUUUUUAUGGGUGAUAAACUUUUGCUGACCCUGUAGCACUCCUUGAACUCACAAAGCAGUCAGCCCCCUUUGAGAAAACAUAGAACCCCCCCUCCCUACACACCUUGAUAUCUUCUUCUAUUUGAGUGUGCUUUCUGCAGAGCUAACUGGCUGCUAUACUUGUUUCUAAGUUGUACACUUUGUUUAUUCCAUACCUACCAAUAAAUCAGAUCAUGGAAGAGAAAAACUGAUGUUUUAGGGGUAUGGAUGACAUCUGAUGAGUGCGUGGUGUAUUAUUAAUAAUUUUCAGGACUUCACGACCUAUAGAUGGCUGUUUAUGUAAUUGGGUAUGUCAUGCAGAACAAAAGCAAAGUAUUGCAUUUACACAAAGUAAUUUCUAAGCACAUUUAGUGCAGUUUAGACACACAUUACUGUGAGUUUUAUUGCUGUUGGGCCCUGUAAAACAGUCACACACCAAGUAUAACAAGCUCCUGGAAAAGGAAAUCAAGUCAGGAAUGAGUGGUUGAGAGUUUGGGUGAAUAAAAGAGGUAUUCUACCUCCAAAAGAUAGACUUGUUAUUAUAUAUAAAUAUAUAUAUAUAUAUAUAUAUAUAUAUAUAUAUAUAUAUAUAUAUAUAUAUAUAUAUAUAGGUCAUUAAACUGUUCAGUGGCUGUUUAGCAAAACCCAUACCUGCAGUAACAUAGUUAUCUAAAAGUAUUAAGAAUUAUUCAGGACCUUCUGAAGGCUCAAAUUAAAGUAGAAUUCACAAAUAAAAUGUUAUCCUAAAAUAAGAAAACCAAACGCCAAAACUGAUUCAUAUUAGCCCCUACAUGAUUCAUCUCCAACAUAGAUUUGUAAAAUAUUGUUGGCCUAACUAAGGUAGUUUUCUAUAUGGCAUAAUAACAUGAAAGAGUGAAGGUCAAUCAUUCAAAGAUUGCUUUCUUCAAACUUGCUCCUCCACCCAUCCCUUUCUGUUGGAGUAACUCAGCAGUGCAGUAGAAUAAUUGUCCUGUACACACAUUUAAAUAUUUUGUAUGCCUACCUACUCCUCUGUGCUUCUUAAACUUAUUUUUCCAUCCGUUGCUUGUUUUGUGCCCUAACCUUUCAUUUUUUGAAUGUGCACCUUUUUUUGAGCAGCACAACAGAUUUAUCAAUCUUUCUGGCAAUUCUUUUCUGUUUAAUUUCUCUUUUUUUUUCUCCCCUCUAAAUUUUGCAAUCUUUCAAAAUGAAUAUUUCUGUGAAAAACUGUUGAAAUUUACUAUGGAGAUAACUGUAAAUUUUUAAAUCUUUUAGAACACUGCAUGCGUAUGAUCAAAAUAAUUUCUCCUCUUUUAUGUAUUCUUUCUCCAUGCUGACUCCGUUUCUUGGGAGGGGAGGGGGGCUCUCUACCUCUGUGAUUUUGUUGAGCACUAUACCUAAAUUUAGAUAAAAAGAACCGAGAUGGAAAUACUUUUCACUGGAGGCAGAUUGGAGACUUUUUUCAAACUCUGCUGUUUUAGCUUUAAGUGAAGACAGUUAUAAGUUCACCAUUAAUCACUGUUUAGUAAAUAAAAACUGUAUUCUAUGUCUGCACAGCAUAGUGCAUGUGUAAUAAUGCCUCCCUUAUGACCGUUGCCCCUCUGAGUCAUUACUAUCUACUAGCAAACUAAUAAGAACAUAUCUAAUGGGGUCUUUUUUCCCCCAGGAAACAUGAUAGCAUUGUGUGUCACAUUGUGUUUCAGCUAAUUGCAAAUACUAUCCAACCGUUUCUUCUUGAUGUUAUUGACUUUGUUAAUCUUGCAGUGGAGUAGGUCUAACUUCAGGUUGUGUCCAGCAUUCAUUUUUGGCAUAAUGAAUUACACGUACAAUAUCCUUCCAUUUUUAUUUAUACAUAAAUCCAUUAGAGCAACUGUUUUUUUUACAAUGAACCGUAGUGGUGAUGGUGCUUUAGCCACAAGACUGAUGUUCUUAAAGUAACAAUCCAAGCACCAUAACCACUAUAACACACUGUAAUAGUUAUGGUGCCUGGAGUGCUCCGGCACUCCUCCAAUGUAAGCAGUCAAACCAUUUUAGAACGGUUUGACCUAUUACCUUGAUUCUGCCAGGUGUCACUUCUGACUUCACUACGACCUUGAGAGAGCUGGAAGAUCUCUGUCUCAACUUAGCCCAGUAAUGCUUAUCAGAGAUCAGCUGACACUCUCACCCAAUGAGCUAGUGCUGCAUUCCGGGGCUUAGCUCAGGAGAGCUAACAGAAACUUCCAAGUAGGAUAUAAUGGCUCUCUGAAGGCUGUGGAGACACAAAUAAGAAGUCAAAACCACUCUAAAAUGGUUUGACUACUUACAAUGGCAUGGUGCCAGGGCACUCCUAGCACCAUCAUCACUGUAGCGAGCUGUAGUAGUUGUGGUUCUUGUAGUGUGCCUUUAUUAAUAGCUUUGGUAUUUAUCCACUACAACUUAUCCUCACAGGCAUCCUGCCUUGUCGUUACUAUAUUUUCUUUUCACUGCCUUCUUGCAUAGUUACUCUGUCUAUAAUUUAAACAUACUAUAAACAUAAUUGUUAUUCGCUAUCACUUUGUUUCUAUUACCCUAAAUCGCUUGAAAAUUUAAGAAAAGGACUGUAAGAUACAAAAUAUCUACGAGUCAGCAUAGAGAAAGGAUACAUAAAAGAGGAGAAAUGAUUUUGGUCAUAUGCAUGCAGUGUUCUAAAAGAUCUAAAAAGUGCUAGUUUUCUCCAUGGUAAUUUUUUUCAUUUUUUUUUUUAUUGUGUCUUUAAAAAUAAUUCUAUACAUAAUAUUUCAUUCAUUUUCUGGUUGCAUAAUCAUCUUUUACCAAUAUUCAGUUUGUAGCUGAAACACCUGUGGCAGCAAAUUCAUUGGCGUUUGUUUUAUGGAGAAGGUCUUUACCAGUUUUGCACCUCUGGAUCCUACAGUUUUUGCCUUUUCUAUUUGCAAAAUUGCUCAAGCUGUCAUGCUAGAGGGGCUCACUUGGUGAGAUAUUGGCCAUAGUUGUAUUUCACUAGGUAGUAUGUGUAUCAGUUUCCUCCCUAACGGCCAGACCAUGAGUAAUUAUAACUCGCCGUUCGGGAAAUAAAGUAAGCGAUUCUCCAAUACGAAUAAACACCUUCCCAGGUAGAUUCUCCCAGUAAAGCAGACAGGUACCCAAACAUCAGCUGAAAUCUAGAUGAAGAGUAUAACAGAACUGAAUUUUAAUGGUUGCCACACUGGAUUUUAUGCAAAUCCCCAUGCAAGGGGAUCUCCCACGUGGACCUUGUGGGGCACAGGGACACAAAUUAUACAGCCAAUAAUAAAACAGGGUAAAACUGUGACACUCCCAAUACAAACAUUUAAUCCCCUCCUCUCUGCCUGGAGAUAAUUAGGUCAAAAUAAUGAUAACUUAAUUAUCUCCAAGCAGAAAAUUCACAAUUUCCCCAAAACGUGAAAUGUACCCCUGAUAGCCCUGAUCUGGGUGACCAACAUAUCCAAAAAUCACCCAGAUCAGUUUAGGGGUUUUCGAAUUCCAUGAAAGUCUUAGGUGACCGGCCACACACGAGGCUCCUGCCCAAAACAGUUCCAUAAGUUUUAGUGGUUUGGCCGGUCUAUUUUGUGAAGUCUGAAAAAACAAAUAAAAGCACAAACUGCUCCCCCUGGCUCAUAGUAGCGAUUGUUCCCCUAGUUCUUGGGGGGACAAAACUACCGAAUUGCACUCUCCUAACUGUUCGGGAAAAGGAAGCAGGUGUUCGUACAGUUUGGACCGGUGUUCAGGAAGUCGAGUGUCCGAUUUUUAGUUUCAGACACUCGACGACCAAGUCCCACUGCCUCCUUUCGUGUGAACAAGGGAGAGUGCUUAAAAGACUGUUCACUUUGAAGUUAAUGAGCCUGGGGGUGGUCGGUGUUCGGUAGUUACAUCUACCGAAUGGAACAAAGUAAAAUAAACAAAAUAACUUGGUGAUUUCUUCACAGUAUGAUCAUAAUGCAUGAUACGGAUUGGCCAGUUGGCACCCCAACUGCUAACAAUUGUGAUUCUGGGAAGCUGUCUAUAUAAAUCUUUCAUUAAUAUCAGGUGAUUGUGUAACACAGUGUACAUUAGUAUAGGGAUUUAGAAGGGCAGUGGAUCAAUAAGCAAGGUUGCUGCCUCAUUUCAUAGCUCACCGGAGUCAGAGGAUUUGUUUAGGUCUAUUAAAGGAAAGUUGUGUUAUCCAGCCAUUGUCAUUUAGAGAUAGAAAGCUUUGUGACCACAGACCUCCUCCUUAAUGCAGGAUGCUUCAGGACAUGCACUCUGAUAAACUCUACAUUGAUACAAAUAUAUCCUUGAAAUGCCCUGCAAGGGAAUUGAUAGAUAAAAUGCAAGGUUUUUCUCUGUGAAAGAGAACAUUGUGACAUCUGUGAGUAUACAUAGGGUUUGAAAUUAAAUAACUUAUAGUAAAGGAUGUUUAGCUACUAUCACAUAUUCAGGGAAAACAAGUAAUUUAUUUUUUCGAUAGCACUCUGUUUUAAAAAAAAAAACAAUUUUCUCUCCUCUUAUCUUAAAGGAUCACUAUAGUGUCAGGAAAACAAAGCGGUAUUCCUGGCACUGUAGUGCCCUGUGGCUGCCCCCACCCUCAGGGUCCCCCUCCCGUGGCGCUGAAGGGGUUAAAACCCCUUCAGUCACUUACCUUAAUCCAGCGCGGGGCUCCGUCGGCGUUGGUGACCUCUCCUCCCCCUCCGACGUCACUGAAGCCGAACGCGCGUGCGCUGCAAGUGCCGCGCGCAUUCAAAGUGUCCAUAGGAAAGCAUUUCUCAAUGCUUUUCUAUGGAUGCUCUGAGAGAUGGAGGCGAAAUUCGGCUCCAGCGUCGCAGAUGCGCCUCUAGUGGCUGUCCGGAAGACAGCCACUAGAGGCUGGAUUAACCCCAAAUGUAAACAUAGCAGUUUCUCUGAAACUGUUAGGUUUACAUGUGAAGGGUUAAAACCUCAGGGACCUGGCACCCAGACCACUUUAUUGAGCUGAAGUGGUCUGGGUGACUAUAGUGUCCCUUUAAUUAAGUUGUUUUGAGGGAAGAACGCUUCCUUACCUUAAAGGGUUAAAGACGCACUCCGGGGACCAUAACAACUUCAUUUAAAUAAAGUUGUUAUGGUGCUAGAAGACCCUGGCACACUCUUACCUCAAUGAGUUAAACUGUUCUCAAAUGGUUUCACCCCAAAAUGAGCAUCCAGUGCCGAUCUCUUCUGCCCCUAGGGGGAACCAUAACAACUUAAUGUAGAACAUGUCACCCACUACCUACAGUGCCAGCUUUGUCCCCAAAAAUCUUGUCUUCUCCAUCUUUGUGCCCAGCGUCCCCAGACAACUGGCCAAGACAUCUUUGUCCCCACACAGCAUCCCAGUGCUAUUUUUAGCCCAAAAUCGCUAAUCAGUGACAUUUUUGUUCCCUGAACAGCUAAUCAAUGACAUUAUCUUUUAGAGGGUACAAGAUGUGUAGACAGGAAAAUAGUGGAAUUUCCCUUUCUUUCCUACCUGGACCUAUGUUCUUCUCUAAUUUUACCAUGUUUUUUUACAAACAAAUAAUAAUAUCGCCGGAAAAUGAUUAUCCUAGUUUAAAUAAUAAACCUUUUUUAAUAAUAUGAUGAUCAGUGAUGGCCAGCAAUAAGAUUUUUGGGAAAUGUUGCCUGUCCAUCAUUGGGGUUCUUCCAAACUCCCUUAGAUGUACCACAAAUAAGAUAGAUAUAUAUAUUAAAAACCAAAACCUCCAGUUAUGUAAAUAUCCAUAAGGAUUUGAGAUAGUGCGCAAGUUAUGCUAUUCUUUGGCUUUUAUUGUAUCGUUGCUGCCGCCCAGUUUGAGCGCCCAGACUUAUUUUUGUAUAAAGAUAUAUAUAUAGUGUCUUGGGAAAAUCAGCCAUGGUGCAAAGUUUAUUCCGGUUACUGAAAAGAUAAUCUCUUGGGAUAUUGACACGGGAUUACUUGCAUUGCUGACCUUUGAUCAUUCCAGGGCUAGAGUGCUCACACUUUAUAUCCAACAGAUCUGUUACCUGGACAGGUAAGGGAGGAAGGAGUGUAUUGUAAGUAAAUGGUAAACUGGAGAACAGACCCUAGCAGAUAAGAAUAUUACUCAUUAGGGUGAUUCACUAAACUGAAAAUGGUCAGAACAUAUCAAGGGAUAUUCAAAGUGUAGGCCAAAAGAUAUCUUAAUUUAUAAUUAUACAAACAUGUAUUUAUAAUUCUAUGGUGUCCCCCUGGGCCCUACCUAUCUAGAUGUCCGACCCUCUCCCCCCUCCCCCAUGCAGGCGUUUAAAAGGUAUUUUUUCACUAACCUUACAUCCUGCGAUCCGUUGCUUUUGUCGCUGACGGUCCGCCUCUUUGAGCAGCAUUGGGAGGCUAGUGCACAUGCGCGGCAAAACAUUGCCCUGUGCCAAUCAAAUGCUCUUAAUGGGUGUCAUUUGAACUAUAACAGAGUUUAACUGGGUUACUGGGGUAAUACCCCUUUCUGACAGCCACCUUUACGCACCUUGGGUCCAACUGUGAAUUAUCCCAACCAUUGCUCACUAUUUUGCAAUUGUUUUUUAUUUUCAUCUCUAUGGUCUGUGAAUCAUUAGCCCCUGCACCAGCUAGUGCAAUUAUUGUUGGGGUAGGCUAGCUGACUCUCCUCUGUCUCCCUCAGUACAGCUAUAAGUCUGUCAGUGAGGCAAGGGAUUUACCAAAAUAUUUCAGUAUACUUUAUUAAAAAAAAAAAAAAUCAAAACGUAAAAAAAAAAUAAAAAAUAUUCCAAUGCUAAAAAAAAUAAUAAAAAAUAAAUAAAUCAUGACAGUUGUCUUAUAAGUUUAGAAAGGGGCUAAUCUGUAGUCGAUGAGUCGAUGUUUACGAAUACAUUAACCACAAGGAUUGAUUUGUUACCAUAAUUAUAAUUUAUACACAUUUUGCUGUUUUUUAUUGUCUUUAUAAUUGUGAAGGGUAUAAUUCUGCAUUAAUAAAUAUAAUAAAUCUAACCAACGCUUCAGAAAUAGUGGGAUUAAUCACAAUAGUUGAUUGUGAAUUAAAGAUUGAAUUUGCAUAAUUUGGGUCAAAAGCAUUUUCUCAUUUAGCAGUAUUUUUAGUUUAAAUUUGCAAAUGCAGUUUAAUUCAACAUUCAGCAUUUACUGAAUAAUUCACCAGGAGUUCUUCUGAAACACUGUGCCCUUAAUAUUUGGAUUUUCAGUAAAGAUAUGUUUGCUUCUUGUGUCCUAUAAAUUUUUAUCAUGCUUUUAGUCUUAAACGCUCAGUUGCUCUGACAUGGAGUCUCUGAAUUAACUCUGCCUAGAGAUGCCAUGAGACGUAUUCAUAAAUAAAGUGAUAUUUAGGUUAGAUUGGUUUGAAUGGAAUGUCAGAUUAUUACAUUAGGUUAUUAAAUUUACUCAAUUCAUCAACCUCACAGCACCCCUGAGACCUCCUGUUGAUUUUAGAGUAGCUUUGGCUCUCAAAGUUAUAUAUGGUGGGUUUUUUUUUUUUAUCAUAUAUGUUUCAGUUUGUUUAUAACUAGGAUUUGUUACUGUAGAUUUUUUGGAAAAGUGACUUGUAUUUCAUAUCUCCUUAGCUCCCCCAAAAAGUACAUUUUCUGUACUUUUUCUUCAACCACUAGAUAACUGAUGCAAAAUAUCAUAUAUACGGCCUAAAGUAUGUGGACACCCCUACUAAUGAUUGAGUUCAGAUAUCUUAUUGCUAACAGGGGUAUUAUAUUCAGAACAUAACCAAUAAAUCAACAUAAACAAAUAUGGGCCAUAGUGAAGAGCUCAGCGACUUUAAACAUAGCACUGUCAUUAGAUGCCGCCAUGGAUGCCUCAGAUUAGUCUGUGAAAUUUCUGCCCUACUAAAUCUGCCUUGGUCAACUGUAAGCACUAUUAUUGGGAAGUGGAAGCAUCAAGGAGUAGCAACAGCCCCGCCACGUGCUGGUAGACCACACAUACUUAUAGAACGCGGCCACUGACUGCCUUUUUGUCAUUUCUUCUGGUAUUGGAAGCUUAGUAGGUUUGGACCCGGUUUUAGUACUUCAAUGGGAGACCACCUGGGAAUACCAAGUAAAGCAGCUUUAGAUUGUAAGCUCAUUCACACAGGGUCCUCAUCAACCUAUAGUCAACGGAGCAAUAGUUUGCUCUCUUUGUUGAUAAAUUUCCCUCUUUAUAAUAUUGUAAAGCUCUGCUGAGUAAGUUGGAGCUAUAUAAAUAAUAAUAAUAGUGUGUUUUUUCACAGCACUGAAUAAAUAAAGGUGAGUUGGAUAAUAUUCUAAUCGAAUUUUAAAGUUCAGAUUUCACUGGAAAUCACUAUAGUUGUUAAACCGCAGUGGAAUUCCUUGCAGGUUCUACAAUGCCUUGUAUGGCAUUGAUACCCAAUUGCAUACAUCCAGCCAAUCUUUUUUUUGUUUAAGGACCUAGAUUUCCAGAGGAAAAAAUGGAAUUAAAAUAAAUAAUAUAUUAAUAUAUAUAUAUUAGUAUAUAUAAAAUACUUUGUAAUACUACAAACUGCAGGGCAGUGGAUUUCAUGUGCUGCCCAUCAAGAAGUAACAUGUCUCUACCGAUACCUAAAUCCCUGUACUGUGUUCAGCUUCUGGUAUCAAAGCUCUGUAGAUAAAGACAUAAAGUGUUUUUCACUAAGUGUGAAUUGUCAGGAAUCUUAACUGAAUUUAGAAUUUAGGCCAAAAUAGCAUAAUUGUAAAAUUCCCAUUGUUUCUAGUUUCUCUAUACUGAGCCAAGAUUUGAAAUUCACUUUGAAUUCCUUGCAAUACACACUUUACUGAAUAACCCUGUUAGAGUGCAGGCAUUCACGGUCAGUACAAACCAGGCCACUCCUAGUGACAAUACCCUCCUUUUAGCCAUGAAAUUAUUGCACAAUUUCUGACACAUAUCCAGAAACACAGCCAAGCGAAAUUCAGACUAUACCCAUGGUAUUUGCUGGUUCUUUUAUACUUUUAUAUCGAAACCUAUUGGGCUCCCUUCUACGUCAAUAACACCUGAACGUCUUGUACAUGCCCACAGUGCAAUGUGAAACUGUUGAUAACCACUCUAAAGUACUCGGUGUAAUUCCAGUGGUAUUCACGGAGCAGGAAUGAAAUACCAGAACCAACGAAUAAGUGUGUGCUAGUCCAUACCUAGCUCUAUAGCAUUCAAUAGAGACAGAGUUAUGUAGAUAGUAAGGAGUGGUAUCGAGGUCUGAGAGGGAUCAUUAUGUUACAUGUUGUGGAAUGCGAUUUGCACGCAUAGCACCUGACUGUCCCAGUCUUCAUUCUUUCAAAAAUUACUAAAAACUCACUUCUUCAGGAAGGCAUGCCAACUCAACUGUGAAUAUACUUCUCUACACUAACUUGAAAAUAAGUUUUGCCGCUAUAGAGUGCAAAUAUUAAUAAUAGCAGCUAUAGCACUUGGGUUUAAAAACCUUUCCACAUACACCAAAAAGAACAAAAUAAGAACAAGAAACAGUGUAGCACUAGUGAAAUAAUAUUAAAAAUAAACUUAUACCAAACGAAUAGAUAUCAAAUGAAACAUCCACAUAUCCUAGAAUUAUAAAUAACAUAACAUAGUGUAAUAAGUUUUAAAAUAAGUGAGUCUAUAUAAAAUUAGUAGCACUCACAAGCGUAGAGCUAUUAGACUUAGCUCAAGCGUAAAAAAGUAUUCAGGUCCGUAAAGGCGACCCACCCCUGGUCUUCCAACCUUGGUCCACCAAUCCUAUCAUGGAAAAAUAACACGAGGACAUAAAGUAGCAGAGUACUAAACUGGAUAAAAAUGGAUGCAAGUCAAUUAAAUACUCACAAGCCUGAAGCCUUUUAUGUGGCUCGGUAAAUGCACGAUGUGAGGUGAGAGCAGCCGCCGCGAUAUACACAAUAAUUGUAUGAGUUGGACCACGGCGCACUCCAUAAUUAAUUGGAAAACACUUAUGACCAGAAGGACCAUUGGAACUCUUUUACCCUCCCGAGGAAGCCACGUGAAGUGGUGAAAUGCGUUCUGGAACUUUUUUUGAGAUUUUCAGAUAUUCUACUUUUGUUUGUUUUUUAUAUAUAUAUAUAUUUGUUUCAUAAUAAUCAUUUUAUAUUGCAUUCGUUCCUUCUGGCAUCUGAUACUUUGAAGCAAGGAAGUGUAUUCCUUAACUACACAUCGUGCAUUUACCGAGCCACAUAAGAGGCUCCAGGCUUGUGAGUAUUUAAUUGACUUUCAUUAAAUUUUAUCCAGUAUAGUACUGUGCUACUCUAUGUCCUCGUGUUAUUUACUUCCAUGAUAGGAUUGGUGGACCAAGGUUGGAAGACCAGGGGUGGGUCGCCUUUACGGACCCGAAUACCUUUUUACGCUUGAGCGAAGUCUAAUAGCUCUACGCUUGUAAUUGCUUCUAAUUUUAUAUAGACUCACUUAUUUUAAAACUUAUUACACCAUGUUAUGUUAUUUAUAAUUCUAGGAUAUGUGGAUGUUUCAUUUGAUAUCUAUCCAUUUGGUGUAAGUAUAUUUUUUAUAUUAUUUCACUAGCGCUACACUUUUUCUUGUUCUUAUACUUCUCUACACACCUCACUAACUCGCUUCACUCCUUCUCCUUCAAAUGCAUCAUUUAACAAUUAAUGUAAGCUCUCCUAGAAACUAAAAUUUUCUAUGUAUAAAAUACAUUUUACCUUAACCUCUUCUUCCCUUAGAAUAUAAGCUCGUUGGAGCAAGGCCCUUUCCACAUUACUUCACGUAUGUCUUUUUUCUUAGUCCACCAAACGAUCAUAAUAAUGGACACAGAAUCAUGCACAUAUUUAUGUAGUGAGCGUUUGAAACAUGUUUCUGGCACUCAAAGGGUUAAUAUCCAUUCUGAUUCCCUGUGCUAUCUAUGCAUUCAUUUUAAUCAAUGGUUCAAAAUCCAGUUCUCUAUCAAUAUUCCUAUGGAAACAGGUUUGUGAAUUGCGAUAGUGAAUAGUGAUAAGAAUAAAACAGGAAUUCACUUGGUGACUAUUGUCCUAUUAAUACAGUGCUGACACUUUUACAAAAUAUACUGAGUGCUGACCAAAGCAGGUUUCAUACAAAGUGACUGUUUGUCCCAUUAAUCUUAGAAUUACAUUUGGUGCCUGGAGCAUUGGAAGGUGUGAUGGUAAAAGACAUGACUAAGGAACUACAGCAGAAUAGGCAAACUUAGGCACUCCACAUGCUGUGAACUACAUCUGCCUUGAUGCUUUGCUGGCAUUAUGGCUGUAAGAGGAUUAUGGGGGAUGUAGUGCAGAAGGCAGCCUACCCCUGACUAGAUUAUCAUGCUUACUGUGUAGGAAAGCAUCUUUCGUUCAACGGCCAAAUAACCUUUCAUUGUGCACGCCCUCUUUUCAUGCAACAGGGUCACAGUUACGAUGUUUACUAAUUGGCCUACCCUCCUUCUGUCACUCUUAUCCAUUUGGUACUACCUUACUGCAUUUAAUGGGGGAUAACGGAUUUCCUCUAAAUAAUACGAGAGUAGCACUGUCAAAGAAUUACCAAAUGCAGAGAUUUCCUCUGCGUAAAACAAAAUAACCAGGUAGACCUGUCAAUAUGUUGUUCCUGUACAAUGAUCCGAAUAGGAUCAAAUUCUGUUUGGACGUAAUGGGUGAUGAAGUUCAGUAGCUGCUGUGAGCUACCCUCUGUUCUAACGGUUACAAAGAGACAAAUGCAAACUUCCCAAACUAACUGAAUCUCCAAUAAUGCAUUAAACUAAUUAGAGUGUGAGCUCUGUGGAACAGAGACCACCUCAUUCUAGUGUGUUUUUGUUACUGCACUUUGUUAAAGUCUAGUUUAUGUGCAUAUAAUUUCAGUUUGAGCUGCUACACUUUAAAAAAAUCACACUGUGAUUUAGGCAUUGAAAGAAGCAUAAAGAACAAUUUUGCUCUCAUGUGUUGAUGUGCAUAUUUUGUGUGACCUUGCAUUAGUGGAUUUAUCUGUACGCCCGUGGCACAGAUUUUAUGUAUGUCCCACACAGCUAGAGGACUGUUUCCAGUUUGGCCAGUACAGUAACAAAUCUUACGAUGAUGUUGCAUUUCCAGGGUGAGCAAGUUCAGGUUGGCAAGGAAGAGGUAUCCACAGGGCUUUGUUUGUGCCUGUGGACUGUGGAGAAGGAGGGGAGAAAGCAACGACGUACACAGGGCACAGCGAUUUCUCUUCAGUCCCACGUUGCCCUUUUCUCCGUUUGCCCCGCUUCCUGACAGCAGUGACGUCUCUGAAAAGCUCCUUUGUGGGCUGGCUGGGAUGCUUGAUGGUAUGUUGCUUCUGAACUCUGCGCUGGCAAAUUCUCACCCUGUUAAGUCAUUUGGAGAAUGGAAAAUGGCUAUUGUUUUGGGCUUGGCAACGAGUCCAAGGACCAUUCCACUUUGAGAUUUUUACACUUUUAGAUACUUAAAGGUGUAGCCUCCCUAAUUAAUACCACUCAUCCAUCGAGCCCCCCCUUUGCAGUUAUAAAUGUCCCCCUUCCAGUUAUAAAAUCUUCUCUAUUUCCUAAGUCUGACUUUCUUUGCUCUUUUUCUUUGCUCUGGAAAGCAGGAGGUCAGCGUCCUCAUCCUUGCUCGUCCAGUUUGUGGGAGGCUGGGUGGGGAGAUGAUGUGUGAAACAUAGCUUGGAACCCAGAGGACAAAACCUGCAGAGAGCUCUGAAAGUCACACGUAACAAAGACCAUUGUUGUGCUACAGAUUAACUGGGAACUCUGAAAAAUCAACAUCCAUCAACAUUCCGCCCGUCCCCUCUUUCUGCAUUGAAUCUCAUGGAUUCAAGAUAUGUUAUGGGCAGAGUAGGAGGAGUUGCUGAUACUUUACAGUGCGGCAAUAAAACAUAACAGGGCUUAUUCAGCAGCCCGCAGCUGCACCAUGCACAGUAACCCACUCAAUCGCUCUAAAAAUUGUACAAAAUAUGUAGACACAAUCCACAUAAUGGGCAAGCAGAAAUAAAAAAAAAACAAGCGCAGUUGCUGUUGGUUUCAUACACAGGGAAUGGAAACAUUUGAUUUUGGACAGACAAUACAAGUUACAUACGUUUAUACUGUGUUUCCUGAUGGAGAAAAAUACAAUGCAGUCUCAAAGUAUUUAGACAUUAGCACUGUCGUUAUUCUUUUGGUACGUUGCUCCCAACACUUUGCAAUUAAAAAAAAUAAUAACUGACAGUGAAUUAGAGGGCAUUUUCAUCCAUAUACAUUGAACAGUGAAUCAAUUCACUGGUGACGUGUACAACACUAAAAAGGACAUGUUGUCCUGUGCGCAUGUGCAUCUGGAUGACAGCUACUAGGGUGCUCAUGUGUGGUAUGAAGUACUUUGGAAUUCCUGUACAGUGGAAUGGUGAGUGUGUUUAAACUUGUGUUAGCUAAUAGCUAGUUAGCUGCACUUUUCUCUGGUGUCCCUAGAAGUGGAACACCAAAGAAAUAAAAUACCAAAGAUAAUAAAAUACAAAAAUCCUGGACCAUGCUUUUGUAAAACAUCUUCUUAACAUUCUUGAAGAAAAAAAUGGAAUGGUGGACUGUGCCUAUAAAUUAUUGGCAAUCUAACCACUACUCUGAGCUGUUGGAGAUAUGUCAAAUCUGGACAUAUUAGAGCAUGUAGGUUAAGUAAUUCAGGUAGGUUACUAUAUCAUGAUCUUUAAUAUGCAGCAAGUUACUCAGGUACUUGAUGUACUCAUUUAGUGGCGUGCUUUAAUACUUGUGUAAGCCAUGCUAUUAUCUCCAAAACAAAACAUCUGGUUGUAAGUUAAACCUACAUCCAGUGUUCCCCGUGAAAAAGUCCUUCAGUUUCUUCAUUUUCCAUGCGUUCCUCUUUCCUUCACUGAUCGGUUUCUUCUGUCCAUUAUUUGCGUAUCACAUCCCAUUUCAGCACCAUAUUUCUUCCCUGCAUGAAACAGGAUGUAUCAGUUAGUCAUUCCUGCCCUCUCCUUCUUUCAACAUGAAUACUAUAUCAGCAAAAUUAUAUCUAUAGUUUUACCAUCUCUGUUGCAGGGCUACUGGUAUUAGUUGCUAUUGUAGUUUGCAUUGUGAGGGGGGAGGCUGCCGUGGAUAGGAGAUGCUCCGUAGAAAGAGUUUCAGGAAGACACAGUGAAAGGAAGGGAAGUUACCCUGUCAGUGUGUUGACAGCCGGAUGAAAGUCCUCGGCAUCUUCACUACUAACAAAUGACUCUGUUUCCUGUGUUGACGAGUUGGCAUCAAAAGGCCAACAGCCAAUCAACACGAAUAGCUCGAUAACCUUACUGUUAUUUUAAAAAAGAAGAACAAGAGAUUUUUAGUGCCAACAUUUGCAUCAACAAAAGCCAUCACUGGAGAAGGAGCCAAAAUGUCAGCGGAACACACAGGAUGUUUUUGCUAAUAGGAAAACUAUAGCUAAAACAUGAGUUUUAGCACUGAGGCUAGUGAUGUUGUGGAGACAGGCUCAGACACUGAGGCUAGUGGUGUUGUGGAGACAGGCUCAGACACUGAGGCUAGUGGUGUUGUGGAGACAGGCUCAGACACUAAGGUGUUAUGGAAACAGGCUCAGGUACUGAGGGUAGUGGUGUUGUGGAGACAGGCUUGGAGACUAUGGUGAGGCCUAAUAGAAAGCAGUUGUUGUUGGGGCAUUCCAUCAUAAGAGGUGUGGAAAUGGACAAUGGUGGUCUUGUGAGGUGUCUUCCCGGAGCUACUGCUCACAGAGACAGGAGAUGUAUCUGAAAUAUUGUUAAGCGAACAAAGCAGGAAGGGGAAUUGGAUAUACUUGUCCAUCUAGGGACAAAUGACUUGGCUUGCAAUGAGGUUUCAGAGGUUAAGGAAAUGUUUAGUGUUUUUGCCAAUGAUAUACAGCAGGUUGCUUCCACACUGUCAUUCUCUGAAGUUCUGCCAGUGCAUAACACUCAGAACGACAGGUGGAUGCGUAUUAGGGACUUUAACUUGUGGCUUGGUGAAUGGUGUCGGGAGCAAGGAUUUGGCUUUAUUUCUCAUGGUUGCUCUGUUUGGAAUGGAAAUAAACGGUACAAAAAAGAUGGUUUGCAUCUUUCUCAAAAGGGAACAAAUGUUCUCAGUGAGCAGUUCAGAGGUUUUGAUGUAUUUAAACUAGGAGGGGGGGCAAAAGGGUGAUAAAACAUCAAUCCAAUUGUCCCCCAAAACAAGGACAGAAGGUGCCUGUAGCAAGUGUAUUAAAAAAAUGAUAAGCUUAGAGUCAUGUCUACAAAUGCUCGCAGUUUAGGGAAUAAGAUCCAUGAACUUGUGGCAAUAAUGGAAACUGAUAGCGUAGAUUUAGUCGCUGUUACUGAGACAUGGCAUAAUGAGAAAAAUGACUGGGACAUAGCAAUACCAGGGUACUCUUUAUAUAGAAAAGACAGGGAGAGCAAGAAAGGGGGAGGGGUGGCCCUGUAUGUGAAGGAUAACAUAAAAUCAAGCAUAAUACAAGUUAGUGAGGCGAACAUAGAGUCUGUUUGGGUUACGUUAGAAUUUGGUAAUCACAAAGUAACUCAUGCAGGUGUGAUUUAGAGGCCCCCAGGACAAAUUGAAGAGUUAGAUAAUCUACUAGUUGAGGAAAUAGCUAAAAUGACAAUGAAGGAGGAAGUUAUCAUCAUGGGUGACUUUAAUCUUCCUGAUGUGAAUUGGAAAACAAAAAUAGCUGCUUGUGCCAGGAGCACACAUAUUCUAAACUCCCUACUGGGAUUGUCUCUAAAACAAGUUGUUUAGGAUCCAGUGAUCAUCAGUCAGUGUGGUUUAAUAUAAGAACAGUGACUGAGUCACACCACACAAAAGCUAAAGUUUUAGACUUUAGAAAAACAGAUUUUUCUAAAAUUAGAAUAUGUGUAAAGGAGACAUUAUCAGACUGCAGCAAUUUAAAUGGAGUCCAAGAGAAAUUGGAUUAUUUAAAAGUUGCACUACUGAAGGCAACAGAAAAUUGCAUUAGGCUUUUCAGUAAAAGCAAAAAAUUCAAGAAACCACUGUGGUACUCCGCAGAUGUGGCCAAAAUAGUAAAAAACAAAAAAAGUUAGCAUUUAGUAAUUAUAAAAAAAAAAACCAGAGUGAGGAAGACAGAAUGAUCUAUAAGAUUAGGCAGAAAGAGGCUAAGCAAGUUAUAAGAGCUUCCAAAUCACACACACAAGAGAAAAUAGCACAGUCAGUAAAAAAGGGGGACAAAACUUUUUUUAGAUACGUAAAUGAGAAAAGAAAAGUAAAACAAGGAUUAGUUAAAUUAAAAACAAAAGAAGGAAGGUAUAUAGAAGAGGAUAAAGGUCUAGCUGACUGCCUCAAUGAAUAUUUUUGUUCGGUAUUUACAAAUGAAAAUGAAGGAAAGGGACCUCAGUUAAGAAAAAGGAUAAAUGAGUCAUUUAUUACACGUGAGUUUACAGAGGAAGAGGUUCUAUUUCAACUGUCAAAAGUAAAGACAAAUAAGUCAAUGGGACCUGAUGGAAUACACCCAAAGCUGUUAAAAGAGCUUAAUGGUGUACUAGCAAAACCAUUAACAGAUUUAUUUAACCAAUCAUUGUUAACAGGAGUAGUCCGAGAAGAUUGGAAGUUAGCAAAUGUUGUGCCCAUUCACAAGAAAGGUAAUAGAAAGUCGUGCAACCAUAGGCCAGUAAGCCUUACUUCAGUAGUAGGGAACGUGAUGGAAACCAUGUUAAAGGAUAGGAUUGUUGAACAUCUAAAAACACAUGGAUUUCAAGAUCAGCGAUAACAUGGGUUUACUUCAGGGAGAUCAAACUAAUCCUAUUGAUUUUUUUGAUUGGGUAACUAAAAUUAUAGAUCAGGGUGGUGCAGUAGACAUUACCUAGAUUUCAGUAAGGCUUUUGACAAUGUUGCACAUAGAAGGCUUAUCAAUAAACUGCAAUCUUUAAGUUUGGAUUCCAAUAUUGUUGAAUGGGUAAGGCAGUGGCUGAGUGACAGGCAACAGAGGGUUGUAGUUAAUGGAGUAUAUUCGAAGCUUGGGCUUGUCACCAGUGGGGUACCUCAGGGAUCUGUACUUGGACCCAUUCUCUUUAAUAUUUUUAUUAAUGAUAUUGCAGAAGGUCUUGAUGGUAAGGUAUGUCUUUUUGCUGAUGAUACUAAGAUAUGUAACAGGGUUGAUGUUCCAGGAGGGAUAAGCCAAAUGGCAAAUGAUUUAGGUAAACUAGAAAAAUGGUCAGAGUUGUGGCAACUGACAUUUAAUGUGGAUAAGUGCAAGAUAAUGCAUCUUGGACGUAAAAACCCAAGGGCAGAGUACAGAAUAUUUGGUAGAGUCCUAACCUCAACAUCUGAGGAAAGGGAUUUAGGGGUGAUUAUUUCUGAUGACUUAAAGGUAGGCAGACAAUGUAAUAGAGCAGCAGGAAAUGCUAGCAGAAUGCUUGGUUGUAUAGGGAGAGGUAUUAGCAGUAGAAAGAGGGAAGUGCUCAUGCCAUUGUACAGAACACUGGUGAGACCUCACUUGGAGUAUUGUACACAGUACUGGAGACCGUAUCUCCAGAAGGAUAUUGAUACCUUAGAGAGGGUUCAGAGAAAGGCUACUAAACGGGUUCAUGGAUUGCAGGACAAGAGUUACAAGGAAAGCUGAAAUGAUCUUAACAUGUAUAGCUUGGAGGAAAGACGGGGGAUAUGAUAGAAACAUUUAAAUACAUAAAGGGAAUCAACACAGUAAAGGAGGAGACUAUAUUUAAAAGAAGAAAAACUACCACAACAAGAGGACAUAGUCUUAAAUUAGAGGGACAAAGAUUUAAAAAUAAUAUCAGGAAGUAUUACUUUACUGAGAGGGUAGUGGAUGCAUGGAAUAGCCUUCCAGCUGAAGUGGUAGAGGUUAACACAGUAAAGGAGUUUAAGCAUGCGUGGGAUAGGCAUAAGGCUAUCCUAACUAUAAGAUAAGGCCAGGGACUAAUGAAAGUAUUUAGAAAAUUGGGCAGACCAGAUGGGCCGAAUGGUUCUUAUCUGCCCUCGCAUUCUAUGUUUCUAUGUUUCUAUGAGUUGUGUCAGGUUUUAAUCCAUGAUGAAUAUUAUUUUUGCAAUUUUCAAACCAUGAUACAUUUUUUAUUUUUUUUUAGCAUUAUUAUUUUAUUUAUUUAUUUAUUUUUCAGACUGGAUCAAGUAAUUUUUUGCACUUGUUUUAAAAUGCUUGCUGCCAUGUUUGUACUUCAAACCUCAAAAUAUAGCUGCUCCUUAACUACUAAAUUAGGGAAGUAAUUUAAAUGGAUGCAUCAGACACCUGAGCAACUCUUAGCAUAUAAAUUGUCAUGGUACACAUUCCAUGUAAUGUGUGUAUGUGGCUCUGUAUUGGUGACUGUGGCUGGUUGGGUUUGUGAAUGUGGGUUUUUGCGUGGUGGUAGGUGAUUAAGUGGCUUGAUAGCUGUAGUUUACUGUGUAACAAGACUGGGUGACCGUGGAAGUGACUUAAAAAAUUACAUUUAGCAGUGGACUGUUGGGUGCAUGCAAGUGACUGGCUGGGUGGGUGUAUAUGGUUAGGUCAGGUGGCUGGAGGGUGAAGGUGACUCGGUAAUUAUAAAUCUUGAACUGGUUGUGUAAUUAUAUGUCACUUGCUUGUAGUUAUGUAACAGGAUGCAAGGCUGAGGUGUCACGGUGUCCGAUCAGCACCUCAGUGUGACCAUGCCUGAUCAGAGGGGAUCACGCUUUCACCUUGCCCGAUCGGCACCGCGAUGUGAUCGCAUCUGAUCGGUGCGGUCACACUAAAGGAGGGAGAGGUUACUCACCUUGCCUCCAGCGCCUCUCCCUCCGUACAGCUCCUAUGACAGCAGCCGGGUCCAGCGUUAGGAAGGCCAUUGGCCGCUGCAAGGUGGCGCUAUAUGAUAGUGCCGCCAACUAUGACGUCUCUAGUGACAAGAUUGUGCAUGCAACGUCACGUUUUCAUCAUGCAAGCACAUUUUGGGGUCAUGGGACCCAAUUUAGCAAAUAGUAGGGUUUACAGGGUUAUUUAAGCCCAAACCUGCAGCUGUUCAGUGCCCUGUCGUGGUUUCCAUCCUGUUGGUUAUCCGAGAGUGCUUUCCUGUUUACUGUUAUUUGGUCAUUGAUCUUGGCUUGGCUUGACUUUCCGUAUUUCUGGUUCCCUUACCCUUUGGCUUUGUUCUGACCAUAUAUGUCCCUUUCUGUAUUCCUGACCGUAGCCAGGUACUGGUUAUUCUGAUAUGUUAAAUCCGUCCAUUCUAAGGCCCCAUUGUAAGGUAAUAUGUUGUUUCUGUUUGUUAUUUGUCCGUGUUUGACUUAGUUUUGCAUGUUGGGCCACUGUUUCGUUCUUACAUGGGGUAAUCUAACAGAGUGAAGUUGUAUAAUAAGUUGAAGGUAUGUGAGAGGAUGGGUGACAGAGUAAGUAGGGCUGGGUACGAGUAGGUAACAGGGUGGGUGACAGGGUUAAUGUAUUGGUGUAUGUGAUGGCCAGUAUCCAUGGCUGCUAUUAAUUUUUACUGUCCGUCUGCUGUAAACGGGCUAGUUUUGCAGAGUGAAGUUUCAGGCCACGGUGACUGGUGAGGUGCUUGGGUGCAGUGUCACCCCUGCAUGUUGCUUGCAUCUUACAACAGGAUUACCCUUUUUCUAACUCCUGAUAUGUAUGUAUGUAUGUAUGUAUGUAUAUAUCUUUACUGGCUCUCAAACAAGGUCAGCAGGAGGCUAAUAGCAGUAAACUACUACCCCCCAUUCAUAUUUGUUUAAGAAGGUAACUCCAUUGUUCUCCAAAUGCUUGUGUUGAGAGUGUCAAGUAGUACUAUGUUAACUACUUUAGUACCAGAGGGGUCACAUUCCCAUGUUGGCCUAUUUGCUAUUCGUAACCUGUUACAAAGCUUAUGAGAAAUUACAUACAUAUCACAGUGAUGGAGACUGCCAAACCUAGUGUGGGAAUUUAGGUAUUUCUCACUGGUGUUUGUGUUGCCAUUUUAGGCAAACACAUUAAAAACAUUAAUAAAAUAUAUUUUUGAUUAGGGCUUGACAAAUUUGCUUGGAAUCUAGGAGCCAGCUAAAAAAGUUAGAAGUAAGGUUUUUCAAUGCCAAAAAAUCUUAAAGGGACAAUAUAGUGACCAGAACUAAAGUCUAUAGCCUGUUCCUGCAUGCUUUUCAAUCUAAACACUGCCUUUUCAGACAAAAGGCAGUGUUUACAUUGCUGCCUAGUAACACCUAUAGUGGCAGUCACUCAGACGACCUGUAGUGGCAAUUCCAAGUCCAGUGCUGCACAGUGUGCAGCACUGAUGUUCAGUGCUUAAUGCUCCCCAUAGAGAUGCAUGUAUUCAAUGUAUCUCUAUGAGGAAAUGUUGAUUGGUGAAGAGUGGCGUUUUGCCCUUAUAACACUUCAGCUCUGGAGUAUCUCUUUAAUUUAGUACACUAGUGAUCAGACCUCACAGCCAUCAACAAGCCAGGAUUUAAUGGCCAUUCAUUUCUGUUCAAGACAUAACAAUAAAAAAUCCUGAGAGGCUUUCUUAGGAAACUCACUAAUUGAACAGAGGCCACAAUUCUCCCAAUACUCUCUACCUUUCUGUAUCUCAUUUCCCCCAAUCUCCUCUUUUUUUAUCUUAUUAUUAAUUUUUCUUCCACCAUUUUUGAAUUGGGCACUACAAUAACUCGGACAUCAUUGCAUAUAACUUAACAAAAUAUUGAAAAGAAAAAUGGUUUGCAUAAUUUAGUGUCAGUGGCUUUGGCCCAUUGUCCAAUCUUGAAUGCAGUAUGUAUUGUCAGAUAACCCAUUAAAUAAUCAGUUGUCAUAGACCUUGAAAGCCUUUUUUAGAAUAUAAUUUACUGUAAAGGGAUGCUCUAAGCACCAAAACUAGCUUAAUGUAGUGGUUCUGGUGCAAAGAGGUGCUAAAAUUCUAACAUAAUAAUUUAAUAUUAUAAUAUAUAAUAAAAUAAUAUAUAUACUUUUUAUUAUAAGACUAAACAAACGUUCUGGAGAAGCCCUUCUCUAAGCCUCUUACCUCUGUCGGAGAAGUUUAAUUGCAUCAAAGAAGGCAGGACUGCUACUGUAAACCAAUUAUUGCAGGUAGUUGUAUAGGGCCUAAUGAAUGUAAUGAGCUUGUUCAAUUCAGGAAGCACACAGAAUAAAUUGCAACCAAAUUGGGGCCGAAACCCAGAGGUUAAGAACCAUUUUAUUAAAGUGAGUGCAUAAUGAUGAAUGUAGGUAGUGUUCUUCCAUGGAGCAUAAUACGAUAAUAGCAAGAGUUCAAUGAAUUAUGAUUUGUUUUUGUAAUUUUUUUUUAAAAGUACAAAAUUACAUUGAAGUUUUAAGCAUAGUUGUAUAUACGUUAUACUGCAUUCAUCUAUUCCAUUGUAUGUCUUUAACUGGGUCCCCACUGUUCUGAUGCCCCCUGGUGGUCCAGUGAUGCUCUUCUGGCUUCUGCAGAGCAGCGGUCACAAGUCAUUGGCUAAGAGAGUCAACUGACUGCUCUUGUCAAAUACUUGCAUUAUGUGCAACAAAAGUUCCAGGCUGGCUGAUGAUACCCCUACAAUGCGGCUGGAAGACAAGUUAGACCUGCAGCAGCAGAGGGGUUAAUCUCUGCAUGUGCAGAGACUCCAGGCACCAUGACCAUUUCAAAUCAGUGGCCAUUGUGCUUGGAGUAACCCUUUAGGCUUUCAUGUGCUCUAAGCAGAAACCUAUAUCUCUCAUUUAAAUCCGUGAUUUAGUUUUGAUUAUUGUUCACCAGUUUUGUACACUGUUGAGAUCUAUGGUCAUGAUCUGAAUUACCGCUAACCUCACAUUACCUUUUACUGAUAUAAUUUAUUUGUUUAGAAGCUUCAAAUAUUUGAACAAAAGUUCAUAUGCUACCAUAUAUAGCUUGCUGUUUCAGGAAAUUAUGAAAUCAUUUUUACGGAAAGUUAAGAGGGCUUAUAAUUUAUCCAGUAGUAAUGCCAUAAACCACAAUCCCCAUGUGAAUUGCAUCCACAACAGGAAGACAAUAGCUGCUGCUUUACCUAUAAUUUAGACAGUGCGGUUAUUUAUUUACACAGCACUGCAACUAUGUCCAUGAACAAGUAUGACUGCAAAGUGAUGUAACAAAAAUCUUUCUGAUUGACCCCUCUUCCACCUACUAAUCUCCAGUGACUUCUCCAGAGAAGGCAUGAGAAAAAAAACAAGACAUUAAAGGGACUCUCCAGACCCCUAAAGCACUUUAGCUUGAUGAAAAGCAUUAUGUGUGAAGAGUGUGUCCUUGUUUUUUCAUUUUGGAAGAAGUGCAGAUUUCAAACGAAAUUGACACUUUUUAAAAUUAUACUUGUUCCCCCCAACCUCCCCCCACUUUCCAAGCAGGUCCUGUUGCUUCCUGAACUCAGAACUCAAUCGAUCAAAGUACCUGCCUUGCAAAGACCUCUCAUUGAGCUGCAUUGGGAAGUCUGUGAUUGGACAGCCACAGAAAGUCUGGGCGGGGUUAGAAGAGGAGGUCUUGCAAAGGCAGCAGACAAGCGAAAUUCAGAUUUUGCAAGCUGUUUUUACAUAUACCCCAAUGAAAAAAUACAUAAUUAAAUGUAUGCAAGUUUGCAUUUGGGGUAUAUCUACUAAACAAUGAUUUUUAUUAAUUUUGGUGUGGAGUGUUUUUUUUUUUUUUAAUUCUUUAUUUUUGUGUGCAAAAGAUUACAGGCGAGAUUUUAUUGCCACAACAGCAUAAACAAUCAACACAUUGUUUUGUAGUUUGAGACAGUAAUAUGGCAAUUGUAGGUACUGCACAUUUUAAAAAUAUGAUAAGAGAGAACUAUUGCGUAGACAUAUGGUGAGAGUAUUAAGUGGAUCAGCAUGCAAGCUAACAUGUCUGCAGCUAAAGAGAAGUUAAAACAGUAAUGGUAGCAUACUUUAAAUUGUUAACAGGCUUAUCUCAACAGGAGAAUAAUGGCAUGCUGCCCCUAGGAGGCUACAAGCUGGUUGCUUGGUUAGAUAGGGAGUAAGUGUGUAGGUGUAAGUGCCUAGUAGGUGAGUGGAUGUCUGCCAGAAAAUAGCUACUGGUGCUUGGGCUAUAUUUGUGAGAGGCAGCCAGAGUGAUGAGGAAUAAGUCUACUGUCACCCGAUGCCAAUAGUUGGUAGAUCAGAGUGCAUGAGUAUGUAGGGACACUUCAGGCUCUGGGACCCAGGUGAGAGUCGGCAGGUUUGAUCAGAGACUGGGAGAAGGGCUCUCCACGACACCAUCGGCUUGUUGCUAGGUUCAGGCGACCUCCGUGCUGCUUUUAGUGCAGGUGAGUUCCGCCGCUUGCGUCUCCGCCAUUUUGGGGCCCUCACUGCCAGUACUAUUGUGGAUACCCGGUGGAGCUUUGAUGCCCGGGGAGUGUGGAGGACCCUGCGGGUACGGUGGUGUCUGGCAAGGUAUUUUGUCCUCCAACGGCCGCCAAAAUUUGUCAAAGUGUUCCUUGAGCCUGGACUCAAAGUCCGAGAGUAGGUUGAUGAUGCUAGGGGGACACGUGGUCUCCGCCAUUUUGUGUGGACCGCGGAGGUGUUUGUCCGCAUGGAUGGCUUCCACUUGUGUGUCAGCUGGAGCUGUGUUGCCUCCCAGGGCAGGACCACCCUGAUGGUCCAAAGGUGGGGGGAACGGGGUUCCUAUAGACAAGCAGCUUCCCGUGCGCACCCCCGGACCAGGAGAUAUGACUUAGAAGCACCAUUUAGAUGUUAAGUGGUAAUUGGUGAGAAUUUGGGGUGAUCAACAGGAUGGACUUCAAGGAGCAGAUGUUAUGAAGAUACAAAUUUUAUUGACUGAGAGAGAAAUAUAUAGUGCUUGCAGGGCUUAGCAGUUCAUGUCCUACGCUACUUGAUAGGCCUAAAAGAUACUCACAAAUGCAAGUCUGGAGGGUUCAUAGCACACUUAUAAGGGUGAAUUUCUACUUGAGCCCUGGUAUGUGCACCAUUGCUUUUAUUAAAGAGAAAUUGUCAUCUCAGCAAACAUUACCGAUGCUUUUGUUAAAUGGAAGAAUAGAAGGGGGUAUAUGAAAUCAAUUUACCCCUACCAACUGAGAUUUACUGAUAUAGUUUGUUUGGUUUUUUUUGUGUGCAUGUUUAAAAGGACACUAUAGCCACCUGAACAACUGUAUUUUAAUGAAGCAGUUUGUUUUAUAGAUCAUGCCUUUGCAGUCUCACUUUUCAAUUAUCUGUAAUUUAUGAGUUAAAUCACCGUGACUAUGGCUUAUAAAUACCCAUGAAUACCCUGGGCUGUCUACUUUUUCAAAUGGUAUGUCAUGGUGGGGUUUAUUUUAAUUUCUGGGCUGCCAUACCGUCUCAAAGGUAACAUAGCCAAUCUGCCAAAUAGCAAUUUACCAAAAAACAAAAUUGGCAAAUCUUAUGUUUGACCCUGUAACUUUCCAAAUCACCAUAAAACCUAUACUUCAGGGGUACUGUUGUACUCGUGAGAGAUUACUCUACACAAAUAUGAGUGUUUUAGAGCAGUAAAAUGUGUUAUACUGAUAAUAUCAUUGGUGAAAUGGCAGUUUAUGUAUAAAAGAUGCAAAAAAACAAAUAUAAAUUUUAGCCAGGAUUUGUGACUUAGUGGCUACUAAAAAAGAGUGGACAUACACCAUUAUUAACACCGUGAGUUGUCUACUUUAAAAAAAAAAAAUAUGGUUUGAUGAGGGUAAAUUACAUUGGACAGCUUUAAAAAUGUCCCAAAUAGGACAUGGGUGCAUGAGGACCAGCUGUGAAAAUUUCAAGUUGGAAAACUGGAAUGCGCACCCUCCAAAUAAGGUCUUUUUUGCCCCAAGAGACAUACCUAUACAUGGGUGUUAUCACUGUACUCAGGAGAUGUUGCUGAACACAUAUUGGGGUGUUCUUGGGCAGUAACCCUUAAAGUUCUCAGUACAUGUAUUCUUAAACUGCUACAUGUGUAAAAAAAAAUCACCAAUUAUUUAAUUUUCUUUUUAAAUUUGGCAUAGAUUGGUGGUAAAAUGGUUGCAUGAAAAGAGCAUUAAAGAGUCAAAAUACCCCAAAUUUAUUACCUUUGGUUGUCUUCCUUGAAAAAUAUAUACAGGUGAAGGGUUAUGCAGGGAUUCCUGACAGAUUUCAGUAUUACAAUGCAACUUGCGUUAAUUUUGAAAAAAAAUAGUUUGAAAAUAGCAAAGUGCUACUUGUACUUAUUGCCCUAUAACGUGCAAAAAAAAGCUAACAUGUUAACAUUGGAUGUUUCUAAACUCAGGACAAAAUUUAGAAACUAAUUAGCACAGGAUAUUUUUUGGAUGGUUGUGUAUGCGUAACAGAUUUUGGGGGUUAAAGGUAGAAAAAGUCUGGUUUUAAAAAAAUGUUUCAUCAUAUUUUAUAAUUUUGUAUCGUACAUUAUAUGAUAUGAUGAAAGAAAUGGUAUCUUUAGAAAGACCAUUUAAUGGCGAGAAAAUCUGUAUAUAGUAUGCGUGGGUACAGUAAAUGAGUAAGAGGAAAAUUACAGCUAAACACAAACACCGCAGAAAUGUAAAAACAGCCCUGAAGUGAAGCUGAAGUGCUCGAGUGUCCCUUAAAAGCGGCAAUACCGCAGGAAUCAGUCAUGGUACUUUGCACUAACCUCAGGAUUUUAAAUUAAUAUCAAUCUGAGUAGUUCACCAUAAAGUGGAUUUGUUUUGUUUUUUAGAUAAUAUUGAGUCGGUUAUUUUGCUUUUUACAUGGUGAUAUUUAGUAAAGCAGUGUAGCUUUUCACAGCUGGAUAUUGGAAUUGCAAUCCUAGGAUUGACAUAGUUAUGACUGCUCCUUCUCAUUCCCUCUGGGAUAUGUAAUGAAAAUAUUUUUUCAUAUGUAAGCCUUAAUCUGUUCCAGAAUACUAUAUAGAGUAAAUGCAUUGGUAUCUAAUAAUUAUACACAUUAUAAAACAAUCCCAAGUAGUUUAUACUCCCAACUGCUCUGCCUGUGUUGUGAAUGUAGAUAGCCCCAUUUCCCUAAACUUAAACAUACAAUGAAUUAAAGAUUUUGUGGGUCAUUGGUAAAAUUGGGAUAUCAGCGCCAACUUCCAUUGAUCCUCUAUCAUCCGCUAAAAUUGAAGUUCAGUUUCUGAAGAAAAUUUGCUGCAAGUUGUCCUCACAUAUCUAUAAACAAACUAUUUGAAUAGUAUCAGAAUAGAAUAGUUCAUUUGGACGGUACGUAUGUGGGAAAUCUGAAUUGAAACUCUGAAUUGCAGCAAACCCAGUAAUACAACAAUUGUCUACUAAGUAAAUGCUGCUAAAAAAUCCUACAAAGUAAAAAGUAACUGAGUGAUAAUUGUUUCCGUUGCAAUUAAACAGUGAAUUUAUGGUUUAGUGAAUAGAGUUAAAUAAAUAGUGUGAAAUGCUACAAAGCCGUUUUUCCUGGCACUAUAGUAUCCUAGACUUCAAUGAGCUGAAGUGGUCUUGGUGCCUACAGUGUCCCUUUAACUCUACCGCUACAACCUAGAUCAGGAGACUUCUGCUUGCCAUGAAGUGCCGAUGGGCAUAUUCAAGCAAGUUCCUAAUUCUGUUACUGUGAUCUUUCCAGGGAAAACCUUGCUUAAUAUUUGUUUACCAGGCCAUGCACAACACAGCAAAUAGGUUUAUUGGCAUGGUAAUGAAGCAAGGUGAUCCAUUGGAAUAGUAAAUGAACUGGCAAAAUAAGAACAGAAAACUGGAGUACACUCAUUUUGCUUGGGUUCAAAGAUAAACCGGGUUAUAAAAAUCAGAGUGGCAGUUUCCAUGCACUUUGCUCUGAUUUCCUGAAUUAAAGGUGUAAACGAGUGCAUGGGAAUUACAGAAUUGCAUCUUAAGGGCAUGAUUCUCUGACCCAGAUUGUUGCCAGGAAUAAAAAGUCAACAUAUUACUGUAUACUGAAUACAUAGAGUUUGUUGUCUUUGAGAGAAUGGAGACUUGCCAGUCACUUGACUUUGCACAUAGCUGAAACUGAGAGGUGCAGGACAAUACAACCUCAGCUUGAACAUUUAUCCUGUGACUUCAGAAAACAUUUAAUAUUUAACCAGCCAGUUACACAAACAUAAAAUCUCCUUAACACCAAGAUUGUCAGAAUGUGUGCAGAGCAGAUAGAAGGAGUGGGAGAGUUCAUGUUUUAUAGGAUAUACAAGAUGUGGUUAUAAGGAAAAAUGACUGUUGUUUUAAUGUGCAUAACCUUUGCAUGCUGAUGUGUCUGAGCAUGGUUCACCUCUUUUGGUGAGGCCAUACAGGGUUCCAUUGCAGGGGCGACAGUGUCAUCCUCCAUAUCAGCUUGUAUGCAACAGUCGUGUGCGGGAAAAUGUGUUAUCCACUUUACUAAACCCAAUUGUGUAAUCUAGGUUACAUCUCAUUUGGGAGUAAUGGUAUAAAUUUUCUGAACUGAGGUGUGGAAGAAUUGUACAUAUCAGGCUGCGUGUCUGUAAGUAUGCAAAAGGAGGGAUGUUAAGGUCAGGAUAUGUGUGUUUGAUUUGCUGGAGCUUAAGGAUCAUUGUGUAUGUUGGUAUGGCCUGCGUGAUGAUAGUGUGCAGCUAGGGUGUACCAAUUUAGGUUUGGGAUAUUUAAACCUAUAUUAAAUCUGAGUUGAGAUAGUUUGUGCAAUGCUAUAUGGGCAUUAUUGCUUCCAAAGAAAUUUAUUUUACUUACUAUUGGUAAGGAUUGCAGUAGAUAUAGAAUGUGACAAAAUCUCUAUUUUGCCUUCCCCAGAGUCAUUCUCCUACUCUGCUCAGGCAUUUCGUUGUUAUUUGGUUACCUAUUCAUCCGAUGAGACUAAAUACCGAAUACCGACCACCCCCUGGCUCAUUAAGUUCAAACAGUCCACAGGAAUUCAGUGCUCUCUUUGUUUGCCAUCUUGUCCCACAAAAGCAGGCAGCUCGAAGGCCCGAACACCGGUAAAAACGUACGAACGCCUGCUUCUAUUCGCGGUAAGCCAGGAGAUCGCUGUUCGACAGAUUGUUCAACGAGAACUCCCGAACAAACCCCAUACUUUGGUCCAGGGGACCCAUUCCCCUUUUUGAUUCGUGCACUGUUUUAUUUCGUAUGAAAACUCUCAAACUAGACCGACCGCUAUCCCUGAAACUAUGGAACCAUUUCUGGACAGACACCUCCAGAGCGGUCAGUCAAUUCUUCAUCCCAGUGGCAAUUCGACUACGUUUGUGGGAUCUGAGGGCUUUUCGGAUAUGUUGUGCGCUCAGAUCCAAGCUAUCUGGGGAUGUGCAGACUAUGUUGGUUCGGUUGUAUGAAAUAUGACUUUAUGUAUUUUAAAGUGUUUUUGUGAAUUUAUAAAAGAGUGAAUAUUUUCUGUACCUGGAAAUAAUUGAGUUUAAGCCAGCCACUUAACUCAAUUAUCGCCCAGAUUCAGAGGAGGGAUUAUGUGGGAGUGUUUUGGACCUGGGUGUCAUUGCCAUUGGGUGAUUGUUUUGUGUUACUAUCCCCACUCAGGUCCAGGGGGGAGUGCCUCUUGCAUGGGGACCUGCAUAAAAGGCCAGCUGUGGCUUCCAUUAAACAGAAUGCUUUACCCCUUCAUGAAGUCUUGGCUCAUGUUUGGGGGAUUGGGAGUUAUAAUCACUACAAGAGAGCAAAAAAUGGGUCGCAAGAGUAUUCUGAGAACGGACAGCAGCUAAAAUAGCCUGCCCUUCGGUGGGUCCCCGUUCAGAACUCAAGCUGGUUUUAGCUCAUCUUGUGCCAUUACAGAGAGAACAUAUCUGAAGCAUAUCAGACUGGUCCCACCCAUAUAUAAUCACUACAACUUCUUCUAUGCUUGGAUUUCGGGAGAUUCUGCACGGAUAUACUCAGCCAGAGUAUAGGGGAUCCGUUACAUAGGAGUUUCGGAAUUAUAACUGAUUUUAGGAGAGUGGCUCUCCCGGAGAGAGUCAAAGGGAGAUGCUCUCAUCUGGAGGGAAGAUAUUUUACCUCCGUCAGAAGUGGUGUCAGAUUGUUUUUGUAUCUAGUGGACAUUUUAUGGGAAUUAACACCCCUAGAUAUUUAAUAUUUUAGAUUUAACAUGAAAUUGUAGAAUGGAAUUACAAAAAAAAGUGGUAGUUUACAAUUUUAAAAAGAUGCGCCCAGGAUAGUUGGUGAAAGGUUCUCUGAGCAUCUAGCCUGAGCAAAACUGCCUAUUUUUUAUUGGAGUGGUUGUCAUAUAUAGAGGCUUUGGCUAUUACCUUUCUAAUUCCUUGGAAAAAUUGUCUGCUUCUAGUAAAUUUCCUGUACAAACUUUAAGAGUGGUUCCCUUAGUGGCUGUUCAUAUGACAUAUAUUCUCAGAAAAUGCUCAUAGACCCCUAGAGAGCUCUCUCAGUCACACUCACAGCUUUAUCCACAAGCACUCUUACACUCACAGACACACUCACUCACUCACUUCUACAGGAUCAGAGGUACUUUUACUCAGAAACAUGCGCUAUGACAGUCUUUCUCAUGCACUCUCUAUUUCAGACACUGUUACACUCCUACUUGUGUGCAGCUGUUUAAAUGGCCCUGGACAUUAGAGAGAACUGAGACACAGAAAAUUGAACCAGGCCAUGGUCAAUUCUCAGGUUCCUUCACAGAAUUCAGCUGAAAUUCCUGGUAGCUGUGACACUCACAUGACUCUCAGAGAGUGGGGCAAUACACCAUCUAAUUGUCAGUAACAGUGAGGACUGUCCCAAAACAGGAGAGCAUGGACUGUCAUACUGUGACAGCCACACCACCUGCAAUGUAGUAGUGCUGCACCACUUGCUCUAUGUCCAAUCAUAAAUUCGAUAUGUGGGAAUAUGGCUAACUAAGGGGGGAAUUUGGCUAAAUCAGUGUGCGUGUGAGAAUUUGAGUGACUUCAUGUAACUGAUUGCGUCUAUGAGUGUACUUUGUUAUGUAUUCAUUUUAUAUUUUCAUGAGGACAGCUGUUCAGGAGUGCAUUAAAAUAGAAAAAAGUAAGAGUGGUUAGAGAAUUCUCAAACACGUACCAACUGUGACAUCGCUGCUGUGGGUUCGGUGGCCAAGAGCAGGGAAGGAGGGGGUAAAGUUUAGUUCUAUUUACUUGAAACUGUUCCUCAUGGGCGCAGCCAACUUCAGAACCAGUAGCCAACGUCACUGCUGUACUCUCGCACAUGCAUAGACAGAGCCAAUUCCCUGCAGCCAUCACUGGCUGAGGACUUGACAGUUCCAGAUGUUGAUAGCUUCGCCACGUGUCUAGAAGUGUCAGGCGUAAGAAAUAUAUAGAGACAGAGUAGUCCCUACUUUGUCUCAGUAUAUCUAUUGACUGGUUUCUUAUUUUAUUAAAUCAAUGAAUUCAAACACAAAAAUUCUGUCUUUACAAAAUACUCUUUUUUAUUUAAGAGCUGGUGGGGUGAUAGUGGCACUUUAAGUAAUGCAUUUUUGGGAGCAGCUAAUUAGGUUUUGUAUGAGAGAGAGAAAGCUAGGUUAAUUAGGUAUGAAUGUGUAGUAGUGGUACGAGUGGUUAAGUGGGUAUAUGUAUGUGGCUAAUUAGAUGUCUGCAAUAUGUGGAUAAUUAGUCUUGUGUUGCAAAAUCUGUAAAAAUAUGUGGCUAAUUAGAUUUGAGAGUGUGGCAAACGGGUAUGUGUGGCUGUAUGACUAACUGUGUGUAUCGUGGGGGGGAGUUUUUGAGAGCGGAAAGCUAGUUAUGUAUGUGUGUUAUAGUGUGUCUCAUUGUGUGUGAAAGAUUAGAUAUGUGUAUGAACGUGGAAAAUCUAGAUGUGCAGAUGGUGAAGAGUAUAGGUAAAAACUGAUUGUGUAGGACACAUGUUCACACAACAUCCUGUUAUUCCCCAAUCUCAUCUGUGUGAUUCUGAUUAAAAAAUAAAUACAUUUGAAUGGAUUUGGGCACCAACAGAAACCUCCCCCCUCCUCUGGAUGUGCCAUAUUGAAGUUUGGUUCUGCAUAUAGAUUGAUCUUGUUCAGAUACCUAAUUCAUGACUGUGGGGAGUUCAGUGAAGUAGAUAUGUCCUGCUUUUUCACACUAGUCCACCAGGGGCUUAAAAACAUUCGCUACACGACUGGACAUACUGUUUUGUGUAGGGUGUGUAAGGGAGAAUGCUAAAAGUGGGAGAGCUGCAGGAAGCAAUAUCUGAAAGUUUUUACAUUUUCCACAUUCCAAAACAUUAAUUUGCAUGGAAAUCUAGUUAAUUAAUGACCAGUUAUUAAAGUGAAGUUAUUGAGCCGUAUGAUUUGUAUCGCUGUGACUGAAAAAUGACUUAAUGCUUCUCUUAAGGGCUCUGAGAUCACAAAGAUGUCACAUAAGAAAUACAUUUCACAUUUAAAUAUUGCAGUUUGUAAUGUUUAAUGCUGACAUAUACAGGGUGGGGCAAAAAAGAGUAGAAUUUGACAGGUAAAUAACUUAUUUUUGAGCUGGUUUUUGUUGUUGCAGGUACAUAUUACAACAGAGUCUUAGGAGAUUCACCAUGGGUAAUUUCACAAAGGAACAACAAGUAAAAAUACCAUAAUUUAUUUUUAUUUAAGACAUCAGGGAAAUUAUUUUUAAAAAAAUAAUUCUGUUCUGUAGUGGAAAAUCGUCCUGAAAUGUGGUUUCAAUAGGAUAGGGCUUUUGCCCAUACAGCAAAAGCCCUAUCCUAUUGAAACCAAAAUGUAGGCCAAAAUGUAGGCCAAAAUAGAUAAAGAAAUAAUAAUAAUAAUAAUAAAUAAAUGAAUUGGAAAAAAUUCCCAAGUCAGCUUUUGAGUUAAUCUAUUUUGGCCUAAAAUUUGAAAUUCACUUUGAAUUCCCAAAAAUGUACACUUUUGGUGAAUAACCCCAUAGGUUAACAUUUUUGAAAUUGCAGAAUUGCAGCUUCUGCAGUGUCGUAAAGGAACACUAUAGCUUUGGAAAACAAACAUGUAUUCCUGACUCUAUUGUGUCCUGCUAACAGUUUAGGUGUCCAGGACAGAACACCUCCCCCACAGAAAUAAUUAAAAAAAAACACCUAUCUUUCUUUCUUUGCUGUGCUGCUCUCUGAGAUGCCGCCCUGCUUCCCGGACUGAGAUCAUCAACCCUGAUGAUCUCAGCCAAUCAAAUUCUUCUCUGACCCCCCAUAAGAAAUAAAAAAGCAAGUUUUGCUAACCUUUCUUACCAUACUGUGCUACUCUCCACACUGUUGCCAGCUUCCCUGCCUAAGAUCAUCAAGAUCAUCUUGGCCAAUCCAAUGCUUUCCCAUCGGGAGGCUAGUGUAGAAGCUACACCAUUUGAUCUUUAACAAAGUUUGACUCAGUUCUCACAGGGAAGUGGUUAUCAGGAAGAGAGCCUAAAGAGGUGUGUUUAACCCUACAACAAUUAAGGACUAUUAAGGAGAGAGCGCAGGUAACUUUUUUUUCUUUGGUUUUUAACUAUAUAUUGGGGCUGAUGUGUACUGUGGUCAUUGCUGCCGCCCAGGAGUAAUGGGAGUGGGCGCAGGACUUAUCUUUUUGUAUUUGUAAGCCUACAACAAAAAAUUGCUGUUUCUACUAAAAAUAAAUAUUUGACAUUGCAGAAUUAAAUCAUCAAGAUCAUCUUGGCCAAUCCAAUGCUUUCCCAUCGGGAGGCUAGUGUAGAAGCUACACCAUUUGAUCUUUAACAAAGUUUGACUCAGUUCUCACAGGGAAGUGGUUAUCAGGAAGAGAGCCUAAAGAGGUGUGUUUAACCCUACAACAAUUAAGGACUAUUAAGGAGAGAGCGCAGGUAACUUUUUUUUCUUUGGUUUUUAACUAUAUAUUGGGGCUGAUGUGUACUGUGGUCAUUGCUGCCGCCCAGGAGUAAUGGGAGUGGGCGCAGGACUUAUCUUUUUGUAUUUGUAAGCCUACAACAAAAAAUUGCUGUUUCUACUAAAAAUAAAUAUUUGACAUUGCAGAAUUAAAAGUAAAGGACUACUGAGUCAGAUUUCAAGUCUUACUCUACCAGACAGGCCCUAAAAGUUGCUUGCCACUGUGAGUCAUAACAUACUUUUCAGGAUUGAAUUUCUACUCUCCAGGGUUGAAUUUUCACACGCAAAUGGCUACAGCCCUGUUUACCCAUCAUGCACCUUGCAUACUCUUCCUGAUUGGCUGCUCAUGUUGAUUUUUUUUAAAUGCAUUUCAUUGCGAAUGUGGGUUGUAGUAGGAAAAAUAAAUGCAAACACCACACAUGACCUUGUUCUGUGUCAUCAUCAUCAAAAUUUCAGAUUUCUAUUGCAUAAUUAAAUACAAGCAAGUUUUGGGUAUAUCUACUAAACUGUGAAUUUUAGUAAUUUGGGAUUUGGGCAGUAGAGUGUCCCUUAAACCACAACAGCCUGGUCAGUUAUAAAAAUAUCCAUAAAAAACAUUAUGUCAGAUAUUCCCCAGUCUGGUUCCACUGCUCACAUCCACCUCCAUAGGCUCCAUCACAUGGUCUGACCAUGCGGACAUUACGCUACAACUUACAUUACCUGACAUACACAGAACAUGGACUUGCCGCCAACACCCUCCUGGCUCGUAAACUCAAGCGUAGAUCGGACCGCAAACACAUAGACAAAAUCUACUCCCCUGACAGCAACACCCAUGACCUACCAGAUCGGAUAGCUACUAUCUUCCAAGAAUACUUCAUCACCCUUUACAACCACAGCCCACACUUUCGCCUCGAAACCGGGACGAGUAACGUCACAAAUAGACACAUCUGAAAUCGAUUAACCUGCCCUCCCUCACCCCUGCGGGCGCCAACCAACUGAUAACACCAAUCACACCAGAAGAAAUAAUAAACACAUUCAAAACGCUGAAACCAAACAAAUGCCCAGGACUGGACGGGUUCUCAGGUCUUUAUUAUAAAACAUCCGCAUCUCUAUUGAUCCCUCACCUCUUAAACUCCCUACUAGAGGGCGAUGCACUACCUCCAGAUAUGUUACAGGCGAAUAUUUGCCUUCUUCCUAAAGUCCCUCCUGGAACCGGGUCAUUAUCUUCCCAUCCCACUGUUAAAUGUGGACAUCAAGAUAUUCAGCAAACUCAUGGCAGAAAGACUCAAUCCCUUCCUCCCACAAACAGGCCAAUGACAAUACUAGAAGGACUUAUGACCUCAUUUGGUAUGCAGACAACCGACAGAUCCCCACUUUAAUCCUAUCCCUAGACACAGAGAAAGCCUUUGAUAGAUUAAUAUGGCCUUCCUCUUCGCCACCCUCCACAAAUUCGGCAUCCCUCGCCCCUUCCAUAAGAGCACUACAAUCACUAUAUUCCUCCCGAGGGGCGAGGAAUACAAGAUAGCUGCUUAUGCAGGACCCCCUGUUACUGACAAUAAUGGAUCGCACAAACUCUAUGCCCCCACUUCUAGUGUGUCACGUAUUCAUCCGCUUAUAGAAAUGUGGUUAAUGACAUUUACUGUCCACACAGGAAAAGUUGUGCCGAGCAGCAACCUAAUCCACAGAAGGUUUAAUGCUGAGCAGUAAUUGUGCAAAUGAAACCUGGUCUCAAGUAUUCAUCCGCUUAUAGAAAAGUGGUUAAUGACAUUUACUGUCCACACAGGAAAAGUUGUGCCGAGCAGCAACCUAAUCCACAGAAGGGUUAAUGCUGAGCAGCAAUUAUGCAAAUGAAACCUGGUAACUGACUUUGGGGUCAAAGGCCGGUUACAACCUAUCAGAAAGAAAGGGGUAUUUAGGCCCAGUUCUCAGCCUGCUCAGUGCCCUGUCGUGGUUUCCCUUGUGGUUGUCUGAGAGCGUGUUCCUGUUUAUAGUUUUCUACCUGGUUUUUGACUUUGGCUUUGUUUAUUGACUUCUCUAUAUUUUGGUAUCCUGACUCCUGGCUGUCCUCAUCGCUGUGUCCCUUUCUGUGUUCCCUGACCUCGGCUAGUAUUUUUGACUAUUCUUUGUACGUUAAAUCCGGCCAUUCUAAGGACCGGUAAUACGUUACUUAUUUGUCAUCCGUGCUGUACAGUUCUACGUGCUGGAUCAAACAGUAAUCCUGACAUAGUGGCCCUACAAGAUUAUGCCAACGUCUCUGGAUAUAAAUUAAAUGUGGAUAAGACAGAAGCCCUCCCCAUACAAGUCCAAUUACAAACCGUCAAGUACCUUCAAAGCCUAUACCCGUUUAUUCCAAUCCGCCGCAAUUAAAUAUCUGGGCACCGUAUUACCAGCUGACCUAUCCCAAACAUACCAAUGUAAUUAUACCCCGUUACUGUACAAAGCCCACCAAGAUUUAAACACGUGGAACACUAUGCCCAUCUCUUGGCUAGGACAUGUAGCGUCCGUAAAAAUGAACCUCCUGCCAAGGUUCUUAUAUCUUUUCCAGGCCCUCCCUGUGACGAUUUCGCAGCAGGAUUUCAAAACUCUCCAAUUCCAAAUAGAUAAAUUCAUAUGGGCCAACAAAAGAGCCAUGAUCAAACGCCAAACUCUGUAUGUCCCCAACAGAGCUGGUGGACUCGGACUCACAAACUUCACCCAUUACUUUCAUGCGGCACAAUUGGCACAGGCACAGAACCUACACGCACCAUAUGGCAUUAAACGAUGGGUAGACAUAGAGCACACCAUACUAGGCUGGGUCUUCCCAUCCCUAUACAUAUGGUUCCCACAACAUACGAGGCCCCAGCUACCCCCCACCUCUCCUGCGAUCCUCACAUUUGGGAUCAAAUGGCAAUAAAAUGUCAACUUAUCUCUAAUCCAUCACCCCUGACACCUAUACUCCGGAACACAGACUUUUCCCCCGUUAUGCACCCCAAAGACUUCGCACGACUUGAGGACAAUGACUUAGUCCGGCUCCACCAAUUCUACGCCAACCAAAACAUAACACCAUUCACCACUUUUAAAUUUUUUCGAUACAUACAAAUCAGAAGCUUCCUGACCUUACCCAACAACAAACAAACAGGAAUGACCCCUCUAACCCCCCUUGAGAGGGCCUGCCUCUGGAGGCCCAUUCAGAAAGGACAAAUAUCCACAAUCUACACCCUUAUCGCCCAACACACAGGAGAAGGUUCACUGGCAUACAAAUCGGCUUGGGAGAGGGACUUGGGAUUUCUAUAUGCGUUAACCACAAAGAACAGGCGUACAAAAUGCUCAUGCUGUGGUAUCUUACCCAGCUUCGGCUCAAACAGAUGGGCAGGACAGACUCAGACAGAUGCUGGAAGGGUUGUGGGGAGAAGGGUGUCAGGAUUACAGAAUGAUCCAGCACUUAGAAUUGUGUAACACAGAGGACUGAUAGGUAACGUAUACCGGACCUUAGAAUGGCCGGACUAACGUACCAAAGAAUAGUCAGGAAUAGCCGAGGUCAAGGGAUACAGAAAGAGACACAAUGAUAAGGAAAAGCCAGGAGUCAGGGAUGCCAGAAAACAGGGAAGUCAAAAACAAUGCCAAAGUCAAAUAACCAGAUUAACCAAAAUCAAUAACGCGCUCUCGGACAACCACAAGGGAAACCACGACAGGGCACUGAGCAGGAUGAGAACUGGGCCUAAAUACCCCUCCUCUAGAUCUGAUAGGCUGUAACCGGCCUUUGACCCCAAAGGCAGUUACCAGGUUUCAUUUGCAUAAUUGCUGCUCAGCAUUAACCCUUCUGUGGAUUUGGUUGCUGCUCGGCACAACUUUUCAUGUGUGGACAGUAAAUGCCAUUAACUACAUUUUUAUAAGCGGAUGAAUACGUGACAAAGGAUACCUGUAUUCAUCUUUGGUGGGAAUGUGACCGAAUUCCACCGCUGUGGCACAAAGUUGUGCACCUAACCUCAAGAAAUCUUACAUACUGACAUUCCACUAGAUUCAUGAACCUGGCUAUUGUCCAAACCCUGUGGGGACACGCCUAGAGCUCAAAAGAAACUCAUCGCUAAAAUCGCACUAGCCACUAGGAGAACCGUAGCAGCCAAAUGGGGUAGCCCAGAAAUCCCCUCCCUAGACACAGUAAAGCAGAAGAUAAACGAAGCUAGGAAAAUGGAAAGCCUUUCAGCACUCAUCCACGAUACCACCAAAACCUUUCAUAAAAUCUGGGAUCCCUGGAUCUUCAAAUCCCCCCUCCCCACAUAAUCAGAUUACUAUGGCUCAAGGUAAGGUAAUUGAGGAACACAAACCUUUCCCCCCUCAUCUCUAUACUAACCUACUACUCUAUACUAACCAACUUCAUCACGUAUCCUCGACACCUUCUAAUAUCCUCUCCCCAUUGAUCCUUCAUAACCCCUCCACUGUUACAGGAAAACACCCAACCACACAGUAUUAUUGCAAACUCCUCCAUGACAUGGUUGAGGGCUCAGUACGCAUUUCCCACACCACGGCCACCCCUGGGCUUGCACAACAGAGCCUAACAGGAAGAACCAGAACAAGACAAACCCCCUUCUCCUACCUCCCUCUUAUAUCACAGCGUCAACUGAUGCUAUGUACAUUGAACCACCAUAGACUACAGUGACGCCGUCAUAGUAGCCAUAGACAUUAAUACCAGGGCCACAAACGGUUACGAACCCUAUAACUUACCGGUAUUGAUGGACCCCCAUACAAGCAUAGUCGACAAAAGUGAAAGUAGUACAUGAGUUCCCCCUUUUGGGCCCUCUCCUUCUUGUACCCCUUCCCCACCUAUGACCGACCAUAACAAAGGCAGACAACCUCACUACAGUAGAAGCUUUACUUAAAAUAUACACAGGUUAAAUUCUGCAUAAACCACUGUUGUCACUUCCGUACAUUUGUACAAUCUGUAGGACUGUCAAGUUGUAACAAAAUAAUGUUAUGCAAUAUAUGUGUUAUCCAAUUUUAUCCCCGACUCUUAUUUCUGUACCCCUUACUCAUAAAACAAAAUCUUUGAAAUAAAGAAUUUAUUUAAAAAAAAAUAAAAAAUUAUGUCAGUGAUGAUGGAGAGGUGGCUCUCUAUCGUGACAGUGAAAGUGUUUAUGUAGCUUUUUUUGCUCUACAUGACUGGAGAAACACAUUCAUUCAUACUCUAGGUCACGUUUGACAUUGUAUCAAUUCUACAUUGUAUUCAAUUUGUUAUCUAUUUUCUUUCUCUGUAUUCUUCCUUACUUGUGUUUCUUUUUUUGUUAGAAAGGAUGUUUCCAACCCUUCCUGUGGUUCUCUCUCAAAUCCGAUCCUUCUUUCUCAAUUUUUCUUUUUCUUUCCUAUUUUUAUCAAUGUUGCACUAUUCUCCUUCUUGCAGUUUCCUCCCAAUUCCAUUUCUUUUCUCUCUCUCUUCUCCCCUCUGUAAGUAACAAUGACUGUUUUCUCUUGUCGACAAAUAGGUGGUUACAUUUUAGAACUGUAUCCAGUUUUAGAAAAUACUGCUGUUGGUUUAUGCCCCUCCUCCACACAGCACCCACGGUAUGGCCAGUCAUUUCUGGUAUGCCAGCUCGACAGUCAGUGCCCAGGGACAUUCUUGCAUUUGUCUGAAUCUGGCCACUGGCACUGAGAGAUGUUAUGAGAACUGACUUGUUCCUUACACUCUCUCAUCUUUAGUUCUAACAUUCAUCUAAGUCCUAAGCACAUUGCAGGUUAGUGUAUUGUAUUUUAUGUGUGCACUGAUUGCCAUUUGUGUAUUUUGUAUAUAGGAAGGUCAUCGCAGUAAGAAAUAUAUAUUAGUAAUGAGAGGUACAUGUGGCAUGCUUGUUAAACAACAUGAUUUAUUUACUAUAACAGGGGUUGUUAAGAAUUGACAAGCGAGUUGUAUACAUCCCAAAAUUGGAAGGUUUGUAUAAAGGGGCAAGUCACCUGAAACAAAGGGCAUGUCAGCCUAACUAGCAGUAGUUCUGGCCUGCGAAUAUGCAGAGAACUUUUGGAGUGCUCUUGCACGGGCUCAGUGCUCUGAUUUUACUUUGUGCAAUGCAAGCAUCUAGAAUGAUGUGCUGUGCUCUCAGAGGGCCGGAAAAGUAUAGGCUAAAAUAGUUGGAGUGGGAGAAUUUUUCCAAUUCAGCUAUUAUGCCCUGAAAUUUGCCUUUCAAUUAAGAGACUCAAUAUGUAUAUAUUUUCUUCUGUUAGUUGAUGGGUUUAUUAUUAUUAUUAUUAUUAUUAUUUUUUUUUUAUAAAUUAUUUGAGUCCUUGAAUACUUCUGAUUUCAAUAAAGUUUUUGUCCAAAUUUUUAGGGACUUGUUUAUUUUCAUUUUUCCUCUUUUAGUAGGGGUUCUUUGGUAUUUGUUCUUAUUCACUAAAAUUCGCAGCCACACUGUGAAUUUUAAUGGAUAUAGAUAUGGAUAAGGCCAACUUGCUGUUAAAUUUCUUCAUAAAUGUAAAAACAGCAUCAAAGGAUUGUAGUUUAUUAAAGCAGUUCUGUCACCAUUUGCAAUCUUUGCAUAUUUAGCAAAGACCCAAAUUGGUGUCUUUGCUGCUGGCAGUAUGGUGGCCCCAGAUACAGAGAAAGGUGAGUUUUACAUACCUGAAGCUGCCCCUCACGGCCGCUGCCACCUUCUCCUGUGGGAUACUCUUUGACUCCUGGAUCUUCCUUGGAUAGGAGCUGACAUCAGUACUGCACUCUUACAAAUGCGCCAGGGUACAACACUGAUGUCAAAGUGUUGUACAAAGACUUUUCCCUCUAAGCCCUAACCAGUGAUUGACAGCAGUAGCUCUGCCUGUUGGUCAAGCUUUGUCAAGUGCAGGAAAAUUACAUAACACAAAGUAGUCCCUAAUUUGUCUUUUCAUACCUUUUGACUGGGGUGGGAUUUUAGUGAAAUUCAAACACAGUCUUUAUAAACCUUUCAUACAGAUUUUAUCUUUAUGAAAUGCUCAUUAUUAUGACGGGGGAGUGGGUAACAGACGCUUUAAAUAGCUACAUAUUAAAAUUUAACUACAAAAUAGAUAAGCUGUAAAAAUAUCAAGAAUAGAAAAUGUUUUGAAAUUGGCAAACAGCCUAACAUUUUCAAUUUAGUUUUCAAAUCAUCAUAAGUCAUUCUUUAGUAAAUAUCAGGUGAAAUGAAGGGCUAGGUACUCCAAGUUCCAGGAACAGCGGCGGAUGUUAAAGUUAAAGAUGGUGGAUGCUGGUCCCACUUACCCCUGACCUAGAGAAAUCAUGAGACUUUACCAUACCGAAAGAUUAUUUAUUUAUUUUUUAAACAAAAACUGGGAAUACAUUGUCCCUCCUGUCCCUGUAACCUUAAGAAAAAUUGCCAAUAUUUAUUGCCUAGAGCAGGGCUUCCGAAACUUUUAUGGGUCGAGACCCACUUUUGAGAAUGUUAAUUUUUCUAGACCCAUUUGCUUUGAAUGCAUAUUUUAAAAAUGAACCCCAUGAUAAUCUGCUUUAGAGGCAUACAAUUGGCACACCAUGGCAAUCACUUUUAAGAGGCAUAAAAUUGGCACACUGUGGCAAUCAGUUUAAUAAGCAUAAAAUUGGCACACCAUAGCAAUCAGUUUUAGAGGCAUACAAUUGGCACACCAUGGCAAUCAGCUUUAGAUGCAUACAAUUGGCACACCAUGGCAAUCAGCUUUAGAUGCAUACAAUUGGCACAACAUGGCAAUCAUUUUUAGAGGCAUAAAAUUGGCACACCAUGGCAAUCAUUUUUUCAGGCAUAAAAUUGGCACACUAUGGCUAUCAGUUUUAUAAGUAUAAAAGUGUCACUCCAUGGCAAUCAGAUUUAUAAGCAUAACAUUAUCACACCAUGGCAAUCAGUUUUAGAAGCAUACAAUUGGCAUACCAGGGCAGCUUUAUAUGCAGAAAAUUGGCACACCAUGGCAAUCAGCUUCAGAGGCAGAAAAUUGGCACACUACGGCAAUUAGCUUUAGAUGCAUAAACGUGGUACAUCAGGGCAAUCAGCUUCAGAGGCAUAUAAUUGACACACUGUGGCAAUCAGCUUUAGAUGCAUAAAAUUGGCAUAUCAUGGCAGUUUUAGAGGCAUACAUUUGGCAUAUCAUGGCAGUGUUAGAGGCAGAAACUUGGCAUAUCCUGGCAAUCAGUUUGAGAGACCUACAACUGCUUACUCACAGACUGAGGCAGGAUCAGAAGCGCUGUGUUCCACUCCUUCAUCCAGGCAUCUCAUGUAGAGUAUCCCAGUGGUGAAACUAAUGGAUAGAGGGCCCUGGUGCAAGUAUAUUUUCUGGAAUCCCCUUUAGUGCAAGUGUGGCCAAAAGGUGGGUCCCCAUCUGUCGGAGAACUUCAACAAUGCUAUGCCAGCUGGGGAUCUACCAUUUGCCCAUCGUUGCAGGGUUGUAUUCGUGAGCAGUGUUUGAGCGUUUGAAUGUAAGCAUGUUUUUGUAUGAAGUAUAUGUGUGCAUGUAUGGGUGUAUUUGUAUGUACUGUUGCCGUUGGAAUGUAGUGGUGUACUUGUGUGUAGUGUUUACGUCUGAAUGCAAGGGUGUGUUUGUAUGUAAUAUUUGUGUUUGAUUGCAGUGCAUGUGUAUAUUGUGUAUAUAAAAAUAUACAUAUACACAAUGUGUGUUUAAAUGUAAGCAUGUUUUGUAUGGAGUAUGUCUGUGAAUGUUGGUGUUUGAAUGCAGGUGUGUAUUUGUGUGCAGUGUAUACACUUCCACACACACUGAAACACAUAUAAACACACACAUGCAAAAAUACACACUGACACAGCAAUACACACACACACAAUGACACCGACUUUCCCACACACAGAUACACAGACACUCAUGUACACAGCCACACAUGAACACACAAAUACACACACACUGAAGCAAAAGGACACACAGAUACACAUACACACACAUACAGGAGGUGAGAGUGACAGUGUGGGGGAGAGUGUGUGCUGGUGACAGCAUAGGGGGGCAGUGUGAGAAAGGGUGACAAUGUGGGGAUGGGCGAGAAAGGGUGACAGUGUGGGGGUUGGAGGGUGAGAAAUGGUUACCGUGUGGGGGUCAGUGUGAGAAAGGGUUACAUUGGGGCGUGAAGGGUGAGAAAGGGUUACAGUGGGGGGCAGGGUGAGGAAGGGUUACAUGGGUGGGGGACAGGAAAAUAAGGGGUAACAGUGGGGGGCAGACUGUCCUACCUUUAAUUUUAAUUGAAUAAAUUCCCUGGUGGUCCAGUGCCCUCCCUGGUAGUCCAGUGGGUUGACUCUGCAGUCUGCAGCUCCGACGGGUGCAAAGCUGCCGACCGUGUGAUAGAAGUCUUGUGAGCUCCCGGAGGUCUGGGCUCUUUCUCGGGCAGACUGGGAAAGCCACCUCCUGGUGUCGGACCCGCAGUCAUGGACUGAGGGCCCCACCUAUCAGUCUCCCUGCCUGCCCGAGUCCCCGGCGGCCUUGGAUGUGUGGGUCAGUGCGACCCACUGGGAAUCACUCGGCGACCCACACUUUGGGAAACCCUGGCUUAGAGUGUCUGGGUAGAGACAGCUUUACAUGUCAGUUGGUCCCCUCCCCCCCCAAAGAAAUAUACGGUGAUUAAAGUGAUUUUAAUGAAUGUAUUAACUUAACUUUGCAAGCAUAACAUCUUAUAAUCCUACAUUGGCAUUUGAUAAUAGAACUGUAUUCUUACACUACAUUGUCCAUUAGCAGCAGCGCUUUGUCCCACCCCACCCAAAAAAGGGUUAAAAAGCCUUUUUUCAUUUACCUGAGGUCCAUCCUUCUGUGACAUCACAGCAAUUUGGGAACCUAAUGCUCAUGCACAGCAAGUGUGCGCAUUAGGGCUUCCCCACAGAAAAGCAUUGAGUCAAUGCUUUCCUAUGGUAUUUUUGAAACAUGCAAAGCAUGAGGAUGUCCAGUGUUAUUUCAUGUAGUUAAGUUCUGUGUAAAUGCAGGAAAUGCUUCUAGCGGUUGUCUGGUAGACAGCCAUGGUCCCAUGUUUUAUAUUAUAUUUUAUUUAAUGAAAAACUGCAUAUUCUCUGUAUAGCAAUAAAAAAAAAAACCUAUUACUGAUCUUAAACUAUUUCUGCUGAAACGUUAGUUAUGCUUUGGAUUUUGAAAGGCUAUUGAUGUUAAAUAAACCCCUGUCUUUCAUCUGCCAUGGGUAGAAACACUGUAUUGUUUGAUUCAAAUUACUUUCCAACCAAUCUUAUAUAUAGCAUGUCAAAAGCAUUCAAAGGUGACGUUAUGAUGGUCCAAAUCUGGGUGUUCACUAAUGUCAAGCAAAAAAGGCAUUGUACACUGUCGUAGAUCAGUUAGAAAGGCAAUUCAAACCUACAAAAAAUAAACAUUAACACCAUCAUCCCUCUGCUGCCUUUCAGAGCAGACUGAUAAUAAGAGAUAUAAUUUCAGCUAUGUAUAAAAAAAAAAAAAAACAACUCUCUUCGCAAUGUAAUAUAUUUCCCUAUUUUAUUGCAGCGCUGUAAGGACAGAGUGAAUGCUUUGGCUAUCUCUGUAAUGAACAUGUGGCCAGGUGUAAGGCUGCGGGUUACAGAAGGUUGGGAUGAGGACGGUCAUCACUCUCAUGACUCCCUGCACUACGAAGGACGAGCUUUGGACAUUACAACAUCAGACCGAGACAGGGGCAAGUACGGAAUGUUGGCCCGUUUGGCAGUAGAAGCUGGCUUUGACUGGGUGUACUAUGAAUCCAAAGCACACAUUCAUGUUUCUGUGAAAGCAGGUACUAUAUUAGGAUACAUGUUAUAUUAUCAGUCAGUGGGAGUGAAUGUCUGUCUUUUUGGACUAUUUGUAACUUAAAUAAAUUAUAAUGAUGUAACAAUUCUGAGAACAAAAAGUACAAAGGAACAGUAUCAUACUUUGUAAUAAUGUUUUAUAGAAAAGAAAAUUAGCAUAUGAGGCAGACAUGGCAUAUGGAUGAAAAUGGCCUAAUCAUGAGAAUGCAGUCUUGCCUUUACCUAUUUAUAUUAUGUCUUAUAUCAAAUCAUAUUUUAAAAAGAACGCAUCAUCAACAAACAACAAAAAACAAGGAACACACUAGGCACUGUAAUAAAUUUAAUGACACUGAUCCACUACUCAAAAACUCAGUCAUCUGACUGGUCAUGUUCUAUGUCGGAAUCAGAGGUCGAACCAGGGCCCCUUUUGAUAUUGAUUGGACCCUGGGCAAGGAUUUGCUUGGGCCCCCUGAACCCACUCCCUUGCAUGCCAUUACGCCUUCCAUCCCAACGCAGUGGCAGAACUAAAGUAGAAAGAGCCCUGGUGCAAGAAUUUUAUUGGGCCCCCAAUUGCAAGGUUGGACAAAAGGUAAAACCCUAGCUGUCGUACAACUCCAACAAUGUUUUGACAGCUGGGGCUCUACCAAUUUCUCAUGCUUGCAGGGUUGUAUUUAGCACUGUGUUUGAAUGUAAGCAUGUUUUUGUAUGGAGUAUGUUUGUGUGUAUGUGGUGUUAGAGUUUGAAUGCAAGCGUGCAUUUAGGUUUAGUGUUGGUUUUUGAAUGUAUGGUUGUGUUUAUAUAUAAUUUUGGUGUUUAACACAGAGGUGUGUUUGUAUGUAGUGUUGACGUUUCAUUGCAGGAGUAUGUUUGUAUGUAAUGUUGCAGUUCGAAUGGAGGAAUGUAUUUGUAUUUAAUGUUGAUGCUCAAAUGCUCAGACACACAUGUACACACACUGUCACACAUGCAGGUACACAAACUGACUACAUACAGAUACGCACACAGAUACACACACUGACAACAUACAGAUACACAGACACAUACAGAUACAAUGACAGACAUAAUGACACAAACAAAUACAUACAAUGACAGACAUACCGACACACACAGAUACAUAAAUUGACAGACAUACUGACACAUACACAGACACAUACACUGACAGACAUACUGACACAUACACAGACACAUACACUGAUAGACAUAAUGACACAUACAGAUACAUAUGCAGGCAGAAGCUCCUGUUAUAUAGUCUGGGACAGAGAAAAAGUGGAUGUAGUGAGUGUAGAAGAAAGGAAUAUGCCACAGUGUUAGAGAGACUGAAGCAGCAAGAGCAUUUGCAUAGUGCGCAAAUUCAGCUUUACCUUAAAGGACCACUAUAGUGCCAGGAAAACAUACUCAUUUUCCUGGCACUAUAGUGCCCUCAGGGUGCCCCCACCCUCAGGGACCCCCUCCCGCCGGGCUCUGGGGAGAGGAAAGGGGUUAAACUGACCUUUUUUCCAGCGCCGGGCGGGGAACUCUCCUCCUUCUCUCCGCCUCCGAACCUCCUCUUCGGCUGAAUGCGCAUGCGCGGCAGGAGCUGCGCGCGCAUUCAGCCAGUCUCAUAGGAAAGCAUUCAUAAUGCUUUCCUAUGGACGCUGGCGUCUUCUCACUGUGAUUUUCACAGUGAGAAGCACGCAAACGCCUCUAGCGGCUGUCAAUGAGACAGCUACUAGAGGCUUUAGAGGCUGGAUUAACCUAUUUAUAAACAUAGCAGUUUCUCUGAAACUGCUAUGUUUAUAAAAAAAAAAUGGGUUAACCCUAGCUGGACCAGGCACCCAGACCACUUCAUUAAGCUGAAGUGGUCUGGGUGCCUAGAGUGGUCCUUUAACUAAAUUCAUUGUCAGCCAGUCCAAAUAAGUUUUGUUCCCCUACAUCCCUCUUAAGUUUCCAUACUUAACCCCUUAAGGAUGGCAGGCAUGCUAUAGUCCACACCGUCCAGGGUGCUUACCUGCUCGCCGACGAUCCCACGCCGGACAUUGCGAUGGGGGACUUACCUGGCAUCUCAUAAUUAUAAAUAUAUAUAAUAUAAAAAAUAUAUAUAUAUAUAUAUAUAAAUACGUUAAAAAUGAAAAAAAAAAAAAUUAAUGAAAAAAUAUAUAUACAUAUAUAUGUGUGUAAUUUCAUUCUAACUUUUUUUAAUAUUAAUAUAUAUAUAUAUAUAUAUAUAUUAAUAUCAAAAUACACUUAAAAUGAAAUAAUAUGUAUAUCUAUAUACAUAAAUAUAUAUGUAUAUAUCACUAUAUAUAUACCUAUAUAUAAAUAAAAAUAAUUUAAAUAUAUAUAUAUUUUAAUUCUACAUAUAUAUUUAUGUAAUAUUUUUACAUAAUUAAGUCAUUUUAUUAUCUACAAUUUGCGGGACCUGCCUGAUAACCCAGGCAGAAAGUCCAGAAAAUUUAAUUAGCUGGCACUAUAUUUAACCCUGUAACAUUCCAAGACACUAUAAACCCUGUACAUCGGGGGUACUGUUUUACUUGGGAGACUUCGCUGAACACAAAUAUUAUAUCUUCAGUUAAAGUGAAGUUUUUUGCAUUUUUCACACACAAACUGCACUUAAACUGACAAUAUAAUUCUUGUGAUAAAUGUUACUGUUUUGAAACACUAAUACUUGUGUUCAGAGAAGUCUCCUGAGUAUAACUGUACCCCUCAUGUACAUGUUUUAUGGUGUUUUCAAAAGUUACUGAGUCAAAUAUAAAAUUUGCAUUUCAGUUUUUUCACAUGAAAAUUCGCCAGAUUGGUUACGUUGCCUUUGAGACCGUAUGGUAGCCCAGGAAUGAGAAUUACCCCCAUGAUGGCAUACCAUUUACAAAAGAAAACAACCAAAAGUAUUGUAAAUGGGGUAUGUCCAGUCUUUUUUUAGUAGCCACUUAGUUACAAACACUGGCCAAAAUUCAAAUAAGUUUUUUGCAUUUUUCACACACAAACAAAUAUUAACACUAACUUUGGCCAGUGUUUGUGACAAAGUGGCUACUAAAAAAGACUGUAUAUACCCCAUUUGCAAAACAUUGGGUUGUCUACUAAUGGAAAUGGUAUGCCAUCACGGGGGUAAUUCUCAUUCCUGGGCUACCAUAUGGUCUCAAAGGCAACGUAACCAAUCUGGCAAAUUUGAAUGUGAAAAAACUGAAAAAUUAAACAUGCUAAAUUGGACCCUGUAACUUCCCAAAACACCAUAAAACCUGUACAUAAGGCGUACUGUUUUACAUGUGAGACAUCGCUGAAUACAAAUAUGUAUUUUAUUGCCGUAAAAGCAAACAGUAUUAUGAAUAAAAUGAUAUAUAAUAAAAAAUAUAUAAUAAGUGUGGGUGCACUUAAUAUGAAAGAGGUGAAUUACGGUUGAACAGAAAUAUAGUCAAAUUCCAAGUUUUGUUUACGUUUUAUUUUGAUCAAAACGUGUACAUUUGGCUCAGUCCUUAAGGGGUUAAGCAAGAGCAUGUGAAGAAUAGUAAAAAAAUAAAUAAAUGUAUUUUGCUGCAGCUCCAUCGGCCCUUUUGUUAAUCUGGCCCUGAACCCUCCCUCACAGCAGCUCCUCUCUUUAUGGGAGAAAGUGACUUUAGGCUGUCACUUCUUCCCAUGCUGCCGAAAAGCAAGGGGCCCGGUCACACUCUUAAAGGGCCACGCCUGAUCGGGCCCAUGCUGAUACAAGCUCACCAGAUGACCUUAAGUGUAUGGGCCACCCGGUGGGCCUCCUUAGAGUGUCAGGUCCAGCAGCACUGGCGGGGUAAAAAAUAUUGUUGAGGGCAGCGGACCCACGGGGAAGAUGGUAGUGUUAGAAUUGAGAAAAAGACCUGGAGGAAUGAUAUGAUGCAGAAAGAGUCAUAGAGGAUUGGUAGAAAAGAGAACAUAUUUAUAUUAAUCAGCAAGUUGUAUUCAAAUCUAGAAGAGGUCUGGUAGACCGAACUAGGGUUAAAAAACAAAAACAAAAAAGCCAUGAGAGAAAAGUAAAGGUCAACGUUUUUUGGAUGUAGAAAGGCAUGGACAGUUAGUUGAGUUCAGUUUACAUUUAGAAAGAAAUGCCAUGACAAAUAACAAGAGAACAAUAUUGUUAGAGGACGUGGAGAUUUAUUUAAACACAAUCUAGUCAAGUCAAAGAUAAAUCAGGGGCCAUAGAAUACUUAACACCAUAACACCAUAACACCUUUACAGAAAUUAAGUUAUUAAGGUGCCAGGAGGUCCCUGGCGCUGGAUUAUUUUACGAAAUUCUCUUGCAGUUUAACCUGAAAGUCUGUGUUCUGGCGCCAAAUGUCCCUUGUGCUCCUGCAGAAUCGGGCAGUGGCACCGCUGAUUGGCGGUCAGCUGAUGUUCUCAGCCAACAAGUGAAUCCCCAUUCAUAAAACUUGUUUGAAAAGGGCAUGUUAUUUUUCAAGCAAGUUUUAUGAAUUGAUUGAUUGGCUUAGAGUGUCAGCUGGCCGCUUUCAGCCACCAAUCAGCAGCAAUGCUACUCGACUCUGCAAGUGCCUUCCGGUUUUCAGACAUCUUUCAAAAAUACAGUUCUUCUGGGAACAAAAUUUUCUUUCAGCUUCGACUUGUACAUAUAGCUUACAAUGAUUUUUUUUUUUUUUAAAGUUUAAACCCAAGGUGUAUCAAAUGCUAUCUCUCUAAUAUCUUCUUCCUUACAGAUAACUCCGUAGCUGUCCGUUCUGGUGGCUGUUUUCCUGGAACUGCAAUGGUGACGAUGAUUGGUGGACAAAGAAAACCACUCUCUGAACUGCAGUACGGAGAUGAAGUGCUGACUGCUGACGAAUCAGGACAGUUGAUGUCUACAGAAGUAUUGCUCUUUUUGCACAAGGAUCUGGAUAAACUUUUCACAUUUGUUGUUAUUGAAGCUACGGAACACCCACAUAAGCUCCACCUUACACCAUACCAUCUGAUCUUCGUAUCUAGAGAACGAUCAGUAGAGUUCAUUCCAAUCUUUGCUCAUCGAGUCCAAGUCGGGGACCUAAUUCAUGUUCAUGUCAAUGGCACUCAACUGCUACCAUCCAGAGUCACAAGGGUGUCUAGGCAGGAAGGCAUUGGGGUGUAUGCUCCACUCACUGCUCAUGGUACCCUGCUAGUGGAUGGCGUGUUAACAUCUUGCUAUGCAGCAAUGGAAUAUCAUCAACUGGCACAUCAAUCUUUUGCCCCUCUGAGACUUCUCCAUAGUGUAUACUCCACUCUCCCAGAACUGAUAUGGAGCAAUGGGAUUCAUUGGUACUGCAACAUCCUCUAUGUGCUGGCUAAGCAAGUUCUUGGUUGGGAUAUGCCUUGAGUUAACCACAUGUUGAAAAUAGAUACAUUUGAAGGUGCUGCUUAAAAAGUGAGGGUUUUGCAGUUCUGGAGGGACACGACCCAUGAUAUCCUUCUGCUGACCUAUGUCAAGGUGUAGCUUCAAAGAGUAGAUUCAACAGGGUUAUCUAAGUGGAAUAGCAACACAAUGUCCAAAUGCUCUAAUACUAACUAAUUAUUUUGUUGCUAGAAGGACAGAGGUUUAAAAAUAUAAAAAGCCUUGUGACAAUAAGGGCAUUCCGCAAGUAGCUGCUAGUUUAACCCAUAAAGCUGCAUUCUUUAAUGUUAUAAUAUUUUUUCAGAUGACUGCCGUUGGCAUGUUAUAUGAAAAAGAUUAAUUAUUAUUAAAGGAACAAGGUAACUUGGAGUCAUUUAAAAGCAGAUUAGUUUUGUUUUUUUCUUGUGAUUGUGUAAGCUUGUAAUCUUAGAGUCCACAGUAAUAUCUGAUGUAGCUGGACAGUGCAGAACAUCAGUGGCAACAAUGGAGCAUUCCUAGUAACACAAUAUUUGGCAGUUAUAGGAUGCUGUUAAAUUGUAAGUACCUUUUUGAGGCAACCAAGAAUAGCAAUCACUUGCUUUUAGAUCUUUGAGUAAGCCCUGAUAGUCUUUUAUCUUUGGCUCAUGACAAAAUGGUGAUCACUCCAUGUUUAUGUCCUCUCCAUCCUUCCUGUUGUCUCACAAGAAAUCCCAAAGCAUGGAUUCACAUCUCAGUCAAACAACAGAGACUUGCAUCACACCUGUCCCCACAGGAACAUUUUAACUAAGAACUGGUUCCAAAAUCCAGGAGGGGUUUGAGGACAAGAUGCACUGAUUAUUUAUUUAUUUGUUUGUUUUUAAUUAACUGAUAGUUGUAUGAUUUUCUAACAUCCAACCUAUGGAGAGCAAUGCAAAGGAACUCUAAAUAACCUUUCUGUAUAAAGUCUGAAAAUGAAUUGUCUUUAAAGUGCUAUUUCCAUCAUCAGUGGCCUUCAAACUGCCCUUGUUCAGUAUCAUGGCAGCUGAAAUCCAACUGGAGAGCCAAAGUUGACUACCUCUGGUCUGGUCUUUCUUUUUGGUCAAACCAUGUUAAUUUUCAAUUUGCCUGGCUGAUUGCUCCUACAAAAUACUGCAAUAUUCUUAACAUACAAUAGCUAUCCAAUGGGCAUGGAAAAUUGUGUAUUUGUUGCAUUUUUAGCCCUGCAAAUAUAGUGCAGACCAUUAUUACUUUGAACCCAUUGGGGCCUAAAUAUUCAGCUCUGUUAUUAUUAAUAUAAAGAUUUGUGAGGCCCAUGAAAAGCUAUCUCUUUAUAAGUUGAACUUGCUGUUGCCAUGGGCUAACUGCUCCAGACAGAUAAACUAUACUCUUGACGAGUACAAUUCAUAAAGACUACAUUUUUAAUGGCUUAGCAAUGUCAUAUACUAUCUGCUUAAUACAUAUAAUAGGGCAGGAGAUGCUCGGAUCCUGGGUGUUGUCAUAUUCCUUGAAUGAAUGAAUGAAAAUAUAUUUUUUUAGAACAAGUCUUAUUGUAAUGUUCUAAAGGAAAUCUGCUUUAACACAGCUGCUGCACAAUCAGUCUUAGAGUAUAUUUUUCUACUUAUAAAUUGUAAUUUAAUUUUUGAAGGGGAUUAUUUUUGUUUUGUUAGUUUGUCUGUUUGUUACACAGUUCCAGCUUCAUUUACAGCCAUGAAGGUUUGUGAACUCUUCAGCAUUAUCUUUAUUGCCGAAAUUGCCAGACAAUGUUCAUCAAAGUCUAUGCUUCCCAAUCCAGUCCUCAUAGCACACCAACAGGGUUGGUGUUAGGAUUUUUACCUAGAUAAAGAUGCAUUUUGCAGCCACCUUUUACACUCCUCACAUUUUACUCCCCCAAUUACAUAGUUACAUAGUCAUCUAGGUUGAAAAAAGUCCAUCAAUAACAACCCCAUUAUCUUAGGUCGAUGAUCCAAAAGAAGGCAAAAAAACCAAAAAACUAAAACAAUUGUAGCCAUUUCCAAUAAUGCCACAAAAGGUGGAACAAUUAUUUCUUGCUGGUGGCAAUCAGAUUUCUCCUUGAAUCAACAACCUGUUUACAUACAUCAAAUAUAUCCUUCAGUAUUCUGUUUCUGCAAAAAAAGCAUCCAAGCCUUUUUUAAAUUUAUCUAUAGAAUCUGAUAACACAACCUCUUUAGGCAGAGAAUUCUACAUCUUUAUUUUUCUCACACAGAUAUCAUGAGUGCAUUGUCCAGCAUUGUCUGUGUGAGAGCCACAUAACCAUGACUCUCACACACUCAGGCAGGGCCGGACUGGCCCACCGGGAUACCGGGAAAUUUCCUGGUGGGCCGUCGGCACCUGGGGCCGGGCAGACACCUGGGUCUGCUGGCGGCCGCUGGGGAGGUCUUCUGGCGGCCGCUGG
Pelobates cultripes (western spadefoot toad) is the source of this 69988-nucleotide messenger RNA. The record is from the annotation of a GenBank genome assembly. Lineage: Eukaryota; Metazoa; Chordata; Amphibia; Anura; Pelobatidae.